GUGCGGUGCGGUUCUCUCUUAGUCUCAAGUCCCAGUCUCAGUGUUAGUCUCCAUCUCAGUCUCAGCUUAGCCAACUCUCAACUCAAUAGCUGAACAGUGAGCUGAACUGCCAGCAACUGGCAGCUACAUAUUUGAAAACAAAUUUAAUAUUUGAUUUUCUUCAAAACCAACAGUGAAAGUGCCGUACAACAAAUUGUUUUCAAAUUUUACAAGUGAAAAUUUUUAAAGAAAAACGCACCCAAAACGCAACGCGUCGUGAAAAUCAGCUAAAAGCCAAAGUGUUUCAAGAAAAGCGUCAGAAAUUUGUUAAAUUUAACAAAUACCAAGUGUCUGUGCACAGCUCAGUGUGUGUGUGUCUGUUUGUGACUGAGUGUGUGUAUCAGCGGCUCUUGCUGUGUGUGUGUGAGUGUAUUUAAGCGCUUUUGGCAGCUGAAGAUCUAAAUUUUUGCUGGCGUCGUUUUUCGUUGGCAGCUGUUGGCAGUAUGAACUGAUUUUUAACGAAAUUUUAUAAAGAAAAUGCAAAAAUGAAAAUAUUUUUGCCACUAGUCACGUGGAUAGUGCUACUACUCUCGAGUACAGUACAUUCACAACACCAACAACUACAACCCUUUAAGACAAAUCCAAACAAGCAUAGUCGAUUUCGAGGCGAAGUAUUCUUUCUGAAUCUCGAAGAUGGCUAUUUUGGCUGCCAAGUUAAUGAGUCUACGGACUAUUUGCAACUAUACGAUCUAUCGAAAAUCUGCGACGGCAAUCAAGAUUGUUUUCUUGGUUCCGAUGAGCUGAGUAAAGAGCUCAAAUGCACAAAUGACUGUGAUAAGGAUGGCACACAGUGCACAAAUGGUGUUUGCCUCAAUGGUGUUUGCCAUUGCAAUGACGGCUUUGGCGGCUGCAAUUGCGUCGAUCAAGAUGAGAACGAAUGCAAGCAGCGUCCAUGCGAUGUCUUUGCCCAUUGCACAAACACAUUGGGCAGCUUUACGUGUACCUGCUUUCCGGGCUAUCGCGGCAAUGGUUUCCAAUGUGAAGACAUUGACGAAUGCCAAGAUCCAACGAUAGCAUCGCGUUGCGUGGAGAAUGCCGAGUGCUGUAAUCUGCCUGCGCAUUUCCUGUGCAAAUGCAAGGACGGCUACACAGGCGAUGGCGAAGUGCUGUGCACGGACAUUGACGAGUGCAGUAAUCCAUUGGCCUGUGGCGUCCAUGCACAGUGCAUCAAUACGCCCGGAAAUUAUACGUGCGCGUGUCCGGAGGGCUUUGUGGGCAAUCCCUACGACGGUUGCCAGGAUGUCGAUGAGUGCGCAUACCCAAAUGUCUGCGGACCGGGUGCCAUAUGUACGAAUCUCGAGGGCAGUCAUCGCUGCGACUGCCCGCCGGGAUACGAUGGCGAUGGUCGCUCCGAACAGGGUUGUGUUGAUCACGAUGAAUGCGCCCGCACGCCAUGUGGACGCAAUGCCGAUUGCUUAAAUACAGACGGCAGUUUCCGCUGCCUUUGUCCCGAUGGUUUCAACGGGGAUCCCAUGAACGGAUGCGACGAUGUCGAUGAAUGCGCCAUUAACAAUCCAUGCGGUUUGGGUGCUCAAUGCGUGAACUUGGGCGGUAGCUUUCAAUGUCGUUGUCCCUUGGGCUUUGUGCUUGAACACGAUCCAAAUGCCGAGUUGCCCAGCACAACACCCACACUACAACUGGGCUAUGCCGAUGGCGACACUUUGAUCACACCGGCGGCAACAUCCGGUGCCGGUUUGGCCUGUCUGGACAUCGAUGAGUGCAACCAGCCGGAUGGUGUUGCCAAAUGUGGCACAAAUGCCAAAUGCAUCAAUUUUCCGGGGUCAUAUCGUUGCCUCUGUCCAAGUGGAUUCCAAGGACAGGGCUAUUUGCACUGCGAGAACAUCAAUGAAUGCCAGGAUAAUCCGUGUGGCGACAAUGCCAUUUGCACAGACACGAUCGGAAGUUUUGUUUGCACGUGCAAACCGGAUUAUACGGGAGAUCCCUUUAGGGGCUGUGUUGACAUCAACGAGUGUGCAGCGUUGGAAAAACCAUGUGGAGAACAUGCGAUCUGUGAGAAUACUGUACCGGGAUACGAGUGCAAAUGUCCACAAGGAUAUGAUGGAAAGCCCGAUCCCAAGGAUGGAUGUGUGCCCACGGAUGUGAAUAUCUUGUGCAGCAGCAACUUUGACUGCACCAACAAUGCCGAGUGCAUUGAAAAUCAUUGCUUCUGCCUGGACGGAUUCGAACCCAUCGGUUCCAGCUGCGUAGACAUCGAUGAGUGUAGAACGCAUGCCGAGGCGUGUGGACCUCAUGCUCAGUGUCUGAAUACUCCGGGUUCCUAUCGCUGUGAUUGCGAGGCUGGUUAUGUGGGAAGUCCACCAAGAGUGGCGUGCAAGCAGCCCUGCGAGGAUGUAAGAUGUGGCGCUCAUGCCUAUUGCAAGCCGGAUCAGAAUGAGGCGUACUGCGUGUGCGAAGAGGGUUGGACCUAUAAUCCUAGUGAUGUUUCUGCUGGUUGCAUUGACAUCGAUGAGUGUGACCCGCUCCAUGGACCCUUUGGAAGUUGUGGCCAUAAUGCCACUUGCAGCAAUACUCCAGGUGGUUACAGCUGCGCCUGUCCACCUGGUUUCUCUGGAGAUCCUCACACAAAGUGCCUCGAUGUGGAUGAAUGUCGUGCGGGUGGCAAAUGCGGCUCGGGCGCCGAUUGCAUCAAUUUACCUGGAGGCGGUUACAGCUGCCGUUGCCCAGAGGGAACCCUCGCUGAUCCAGAUCCUUCGGUGCGCUGUGUGCCCAUUGUCAAUUGCGCCACGAGUGAACAGUGUCCUGGCAAUGCCAUUUGCGAUAACACCAACCGUUGUCUGUGCCCGGAACCGAAUAUUGGCAACGACUGUCGACAUCCCUGCGAGACGCAGGAUUGUGGUGCCCAUGCCCAGUGCAUGCUUGCUAAUGGACAAGCUCAAUGUCUCUGCGCGCCAGGAUAUACAGGAAAUGCAGCUCUUCCUGGAGGCUGCAGUGAUAUCGAUGAAUGCAGAGCCAAUCCGUGUGCGGAGAAUGCCAUUUGCAGCAACACAGCUGGCGGAUAUCUUUGUCAGUGUCCAGGUGGCUCUGCAGGCGAUGCCUAUCGGGAGGGUUGUGCCUCCGGCAAGACCAUCGGUUGCUCCGAUGCGAAUCCUUGCGCUCUAGGUGAAAGUUGUGUACUGGACUCCUUCACCGGCAGCAGCGUCUGCAUUUGUCGCCAAGGUUAUGAAAGGAAUCCCGAGAGUGGUCAGUGCCAUGAUGUGGAUGAGUGCGCAGCACAGCGUGGCAAGCCAGCUUGCGGAUUGAAUGCUCUUUGCAAGAAUCUGCCCGGCAGCUACGAAUGUCGUUGUCCCCAGGGACACACUGGAAAUCCGUUCGUCAUGUGUGAAACCUGCAGCAGUCCCGAGUGCCAAUGUCAGGCACCAUACAAGCUAUUGGGUAAUAGCUGCGUCUUGGCGGGCUGCUCCACUGGGCAACCCUGUCCGAGCGGUGCCGAGUGCAUCUCCAUUGCUGGUGGAGUCAGCUACUGUGCCUGCCCCAAGGGCUAUCAGACCCAAGCCGACGGUAGCUGUAUCGAUGUCAACGAAUGUGAGGAGCGUGGAGCUCAGCUCUGCGCCUACGGAGCUCAGUGCGUCAAUCAGUUGGGUGGCUACAGUUGCCACUGCCCUGAUGGCUACCAGGGAGACGCCUACAAUGGACUAUGUGCGCCUGCGCAGCGCAAGUGUGCCGCAGACAAGGAAUGCGCCAGCAAUGAGAAAUGCAUCCAGCCAGGAGAGUGCGUCUGCCCGCCUCCCUACUUCCUGGAUCCUCAGGAUAACAACAAAUGCAAGAGUCCCUGUGAGAGAUUCCCCUGCGGUAUUAAUGCUAAGUGCACACCCUCCGAUCCACCACAGUGCAUGUGCGAGGCAGGCUUUAAGGGAGAUCCCCUGCUCGGCUGCACAGAUGAGGAUGAGUGUGCUCAUCUGCCCUGCGCCUACGGUGCCUACUGUGUCAAUAAGAAAGGAGGUUAUCAGUGCGUCUGCCCGAAAGGAUACGGGGAUCCCUACAAGAGCGGCUGCAUUCUGGAAAAUGGCGUGCCGAAGAGCAGCUGCCUCAGCAACGAGGAUUGCGCCAGCAAUCUGGCCUGUCUCGACGGCAGCUGCCUCAGUCCCUGCGCUAGUCUGCUCUGUGGAGCCAAUGCUUACUGCGAGACGGACCAGCAUGCGGGCUGGUGUCGUUGUCGCGUGGGAUUCGUUAAGAAUGCGGAUGGAGACUGUGUGUCGCAGUGCCAGGAUAUUAUCUGUGGCGAGGGCGCCUUGUGUAUCCCAACCAGCGAGGGACCUACCUGCAAGUGUCCCCAGGGUUACCUGGGAAAUCCGUUCCCCGGUGGCAGCUGCAGCACGGAUCAAUGUACCGCAUCCCGCCCCUGCGAUGAGCGACAGAUCUGUAUCAAUGGACGCUGCAAGGAACGCUGUGAGGGUGUCGUUUGUGGCAUCGGUGCCACCUGCGACAAGAACAACGGCAAAUGCGUCUGCGAACCAAACUUUGUGGGUAACCCCGAUCUACUCUGCAUGCCGCCAAUCGAGAUGGCCAAGUGCUCGCCCCACUGUGGCGAGAACGCUCAUUGUGAAUACGGACUGGGACAGAGCCGAUGUGCCUGUAAUCCGGGCACCUUUGGUAAUCCCUACGAGGGCUGCGGUGCCCAGAAUAAGAAUGUGUGCCAACCGAACAGCUGUGGACCUAAUGCCGAGUGUCGUGCUGCAGGCAAUCAAAUUACCUGCAUUUGUCCUCAAGGAUUCAGCGGAAAUCCCUAUGUUGGCUGCCAGGAUGUGGAUGAGUGCGCCAACAAGCCGUGUGGUUUGAAUGCCGCCUGUCUUAACACCGCCGGCAGCUUUGAGUGUCUUUGUCUAUCUGGACAUGCUGGAAAUCCGUACAGCAGCUGUCAACCCAUCGAGAGCAAGUUCUGCCAGGAUGCGAACCAAUGUCAGUGCAGUGAGCGUGUCGAGUGUCCCGAUGGAUACAGCUGCCAGGCUGGACACUGCAAGAAUCUCUGCUCGAAGACGGCCUGUGGACCGCGUGCCAUUUGUGAUGCAGGAAAAUGUCUUUGCCCCUUGGGCUACGUCGGAGAUCCGCAUGAUCUCAGCCAGGGUUGCAGCAUAAGAGGACAGUGUGGCAACGAUGCCGAUUGUCGACACACUGAAAUCUGUUUCCAACUGGGCAAAGGUCUGCGCAAGUGCGUCGAUGCCUGCUCCAAGAUCCAGUGUGGACCCAACGCUCUUUGCGUGGCCGACGAUCAUCGUUCCUCGUGCAUCUGCUCAGAUGGAUACUUUGGUAAUCCGAGCAAUUUACAGGUGGGUUGCCAGCCAGAACGUAAUGUGCCGGAUAUGGAGGAUAAGUGCAAGACGGAUAAGGAUUGCGAGCGAGGAUUUGGCUGUCAAACGGGAGGUUUGGGCACACGAGAGUGCAUCAAUCUCUGCUCGAAUGUUGUUUGCGGUCCCAACGAGCUGUGCAAGAUCAAUUCGGCCGGUCAUGCGAUUUGCAACUGUGCCGACAGCUUUGUCUGGAAUCCCGUUGUCUCCUCCUGUGAGAAACCCUCACUCCCCGACUGCACCAGCGAUGACAAUUGUCCCGAUGCCUCUGCCUGUCGUCCAGAUGUCCUUGGUGUACUCAAGUGCGUGGCAAUCUGUGACGCCUUCACCUGUCCCGCCAACUCGAUAUGUGUCGCCAGGCAUCAUCAAGGACGCUGUGAUUGUCUCAAUGGUUUCGUGGGUAAUCCCAAUGAUCGCAAUGGUUGUCAGCCAGAGCAUAAACAUCAAUGCCGCAGCAAUGCUGAGUGCUCAGAGUCAGAAGCCUGCAUUAAGGAUGAGUCUACGCAAUCGUUAAGUUGCCGUCUCGCCUGCGACAGUGUCAAGUGUGGACCUCGGGCUGUCUGCAUCACGAAUAACCAUCAAGCGCAAUGCCAAUGUCCGCCUGGACCCUAUGCAGGAGAUCCCUAUGAUCCUUUCAAUGGUUGCCAGAGCGUGCCCUGUGUUUACAACCACGACUGUCCACCAAGUCAGAUGUGUAACAGGAUGACUCACACCUGCUAUGAUGUGUGUGAUGAGGAGUCUUGUGGGGAAAACGCCAUUUGCCUGGCCGAGGAUCAUCGCGCUGUGUGUCAAUGUCCUCCCGGCUAUCGGGGUAAUCCUCUGCCCGAAGUUGCCUGCGUCAAGCAGAGCGGCUGUGCCCCUGGAAGCUGCCACCCAACGGCCAUUUGCGAAGUUACCCCCGAUGGUGCUAGCUGCAAGUGUCCGCCUCUCUUUGUAGGCGAGCCUCAACCCAAUACUAAGGGCUGUCGUCCCGAUGGUCAGUGUCCAAAUGGAGAUGCCGACUGUCCGGCGAAUACAAUUUGUGCCGGAGGACGUUGCCUUAAUCCCUGUGAUAAUGCUUGUGGAUCUAAUGCCGACUGCAAGGUUGUCAAUCGUAAACCUGUUUGCAGCUGCCCACUGCGCUUCCAACCCAUCUCGGAGUCGGCGAAGAAUGGAUGUGCCCGUAGUGCUUCCAAGUGCCUCACGGAUGUGGAUUGCGGCGGAGAGCUGUGCUACAACGGUCAGUGCCGUGUGGCAUGCCGCAAUACACAAGAUUGUUCAGACGGAGAGCGUUGUGUCGGUAAUGUUUGCGUCGUUUCCUGUCUGGACCACAGCCAAUGUGCCAGCGGAUUGGCCUGCUUGGAAGGCAACUGUGCCAUCGGCUGUCGCAGCAACAAGGAGUGCAAGCAGGAGCAGUCCUGUAUCGGAAACAAGUGUAUCGAUCCUUGUAAAUCGAGCACCAGCUGUGGUCCUAAUGCGCUCUGCAGCAUUGCCCAGCAUCGCAGUCAAUGCAGCUGUCCCGAAGGCUUCGAGGGUAACCCUACACCCGAACAGGGCUGCGUACGUGUACCCGCGCCCUGCCUCGCCAGUAACCAAUGUCCAAGUGGACACAUGUGCAUUGGAAAUCAGUGUAAUCUACCGUGUACCAAGACCUCAGCCUGCGCCAUCGGAGAACGUUGUUAUCAGCAGGUCUGUCGCAAGGUCUGUUACACCAGCAACAACUGUCUCGCCGGAGAAAUUUGCAACAGCGAUCGAACCUGCCAACCCGGCUGUGAAUCCGAUGCUGACUGUCCCCCAACGGAGCUCUGCCUAACAGGCAAAUGUAAGUGCGCUAGUGGAUUUAUUGGUACCCCGUUCGGUUGCUCGGACAUCGACGAGUGCACGGAGCAACCAUGCCAUGCCAGCGCCAGGUGCGAGAACGUACCUGGCUCCUAUCGCUGCCUGUGUCCCGAGGGAACUGUCGGAGAUGGUUACACGCAACAAGGUUGCAUGCAACCCCGACAAUGCCACAAGCAUGACGAUUGCGCCAAUAGUUUGUCGUGUAUACAUGGCAAGUGCACGGAUCCUUGUCUGCACACGGUCUGCGGUGCGAAUGCUCAUUGCCAAGCGGAAGGACAUCAAUCGACUUGCAACUGUCCAGCUGGAUAUCUAGGAGAUCCCAACGAUACGGGAGUUGGUUGCUUCAAGGUAGAGUGCAUUGAUCAUGUGGACUGUGCCAGCGAUCGUGCCUGCGAUGCAGAGACGAAUCGUUGCAUUAAACCUUGUGACCUGACUAGCUGUGGUAAAGGCAGUUGUCAGGUGAUGGAUCACCAGGCCAUCUGUGAAUGCUACGAGGGUUACCAGCUGAUCAACGGCGUCUGUGAGGACAUCAACGAGUGCCUGACUCAACCCUGCCACAGCACCGCCUUCUGCGACAAUCUUCCGGGCAGCUUUCAUUGCAAGUGCCCCGAAGGACUUAUUGGAGAUCCCCUCCAAGCCGGCUGUCGCGAUCCCAGCGAGUGUCUCAGUGAUGCCGAUUGUCCUGCCUCUGCCAGUUGUCAGAAUUCCCGAUGCCGAAGUCCCUGCGAACGUCAAGGCGCCUGCGGUCUUAAUGCCAAUUGCCAGGCUCAAUCUCACAAAGCCAUCUGCAAUUGUGCAGGCAAUUCCCGAGGAGAUCCCCAGGUGGAGUGCGUGCACAUCGAGUGCGCCGACAAUGAAGACUGUGGCGCUGAGAAGGCCUGUCUGGAUGCCAAGUGCAUUGAUCCCUGCUCCCUGCCGAAUGCAUGCGGUGCCCUCGCACGUUGUUCCGUCCAAAAUCACAUUGGAGUCUGUGCCUGCGAGUCGGGCAGCACUGGAGAUGCCAAACAGGGAUGUGUACCACUGCAGUAUUGUCAACAGGACACACAGUGUCCUCAGGGCAGCAUAUGUGCUCAUGGAAUCUGUAAUGCGCUUUGCAGCAGCAAUCGUGAUUGUAUUUCGGAGCAACUCUGCCUGCAGGGCGUCUGUCAAAGCACCUGCAAGUCGAACUCUACCUGCCCACAAUUCCAGUUCUGUCAGAACAAUAUCUGCGCCAAGGAGGUGGAGUGCAGCAUCAACAGCGACUGCGGAGAGGAUGAGACUUGUCUCCUCGAUGCUUAUGGACGUGCUCGCUGUGAGUCUGUCUGUCUCGGACGUGCCGCCUGUGGCAGAAAUGCGGAAUGCGUGGCACGUUCCCAUGCACCCGACUGCAUCUGCAAGGAGGGCUUCUUUGGAGAUGCUCGCUCCGGAUGUAGGAAAAUCGAGUGCAGCAGCGACGAGGACUGUUCCAAUGACAAGAGUUGUGACAAUCACAUGUGUAAGAUCGCCUGUCUCAUCGGGCAACCUUGCGGAGAGAAUGCUCUUUGCACCACAGAGAAUCAUCGUCAGGUUUGCCAUUGUCAGCCUGGUUUUAGUGGCGAUCCUCGCGUGCGUUGCGACGUCAUCGACUUUUGCAAGGAUGCACCGUGCGGACCCGGUGCCCGGUGUCGCAACUCUCGCGGUUCCUACAAAUGCACCUGUCCUCCUGCUCUCGUCGGAGAUCCGUAUAACGAGGGCUGUCGCAGCUCCGUUGAGUGCGAGACUCAUGACGAUUGUCCCCCGCAUGCUGCAUGCACCAAGACUAACGGUGUGCCCAAAUGCCAGGAUGUCUGCGCCCAUCUACAAUGUGGCCCCAAUGCGGAAUGUGUUCCGAAGGGUCAUGUCGCUCACUGUGCAUGCCGCAAUGGCUACGACGGUCAACCCGCUGACCGGGUCGCCGGCUGUAAGUCAUUGCCUGUGCCUUGUCAAAUCACUAGCGAUUGUCCCACCAACACUUAUUGCUCCAAUAGUGUCUGUAAACCUGCCUGCCUGCUGGACACAGAGUGUGGUACCUCGGAGGUCUGCCAGGGCGGACAGUGCUUCAAUCCUUGCCAGCAGCCACAGGCUUGUGGCCAAAAUGCCGAAUGUCUUAUGUUUAGCCAUGUAAAACAGUGCCAUUGUCCGGAAGGUUUCACUGGCGAUGCCGCCAAGGAAUGUGUUCGUGUGCCCGUUGCCUGUGAUGGCGAAUGCUCGCCGGGUUACAGCUGCCGGGACUCCAUGUGCCUUCCAGUCUGUCACAACGAUCUGGAGUGCGCCUCCAAUGAGAAGUGUCUGCGUGGCAACUGCAUGCUGACCUGCCGUGUGGACAACGAUUGCUUCCUAGGCCAUGUUUGCUUACACAACAAGUGUGUCUUUGGCUGCCACGUUGAUGACGAUUGCAGUGCUUCGGAAUCCUGUCGCAACGACAAGUGCGUUAAUCCUUGUUCGGAGAAUCCCUGUGGCCCCAACGCAGCCUGCUCGGUGUCGAAUCAUCGCGCCAGCUGCAGCUGCCUGGACAACAUGGUGCCCAAUCCGACACCCCAAGUGGGCUGUGUGCGUUCACCACCCCUUGACUGCCAUGAGAAUCGCGACUGUAGCAAUGGCCUGGCCUGCUUUGAGUCCGUCUGUCGCCCACUUUGUGCGGAUGAUGCCGGUUGCUUGACCAACGAGCGUUGCCAGCAGGGCGUCUGUAAGCCCUUGUGUCGCCAUGACAAUGAGUGUGCCCAUGGAGAACUCUGUCUGGGACUCAACUGUGUCACGGGCUGUCGCUCUGACCAGGGCUGUCCUGCCCAUUUGACUUGCGUGGGUCAGCAGUGUGUGGAUCCUUGCGCGGAUCCCACGGCAUGUGGCACUAAUGCCAUCUGCCAGACCAUCGAUCAUCACAAGCAAUGCAGCUGUCCCGAGGGACUUACCGGAAAUGCCAAUGCGGCUUGUAAGACGCCACGUACCGCUUGUGGACGCAACGAGGACUGCGGCUCGAAUCAAUUGUGCUACGCGGGAAGCUGUCAAGGAAAGUGCCGUAAUGAUCAGAAUUGUCUCUCGGAUGAACGUUGCAUGCGUGGCACUUGCCGCACAGUUUGCAACACGGACAGCGCCUGUGCCGAAGGACAGAUCUGUGAGAAUCGCGUAUGUCAGACAGGCUGCCGCAACGAUCUCAGUUGCGCCAGCGAUGAGGCUUGUGUCAACAAGAAAUGCCAGAAUCCCUGCCAGGCUCCAGGACAGUGCGGACAAUGCGCUGACUGUCUGGUCAUCAAUCACGGCGUGCAAUGUCAGUGUCCCGCCUCCUUUAUUGGUGACGGACUCACUGGAUGUCAUCUGCCUCCAGAGCGUUGUCAUCCUGGUUGUGAAUGCGAUGAAAGCGGCGCCUAUUGCGCCUCCAAGUGUUCCCGCUCCGAGGACUGUGCCUGUGGACAACAGUGUGCACGUGGCAAGUGCCGCAACAAGUGUGGUCCCAAGCGACAAUGCCCCCUGGGGCAACUUUGAAGAGGCUCCUGCAUUGCCGGUUGCAAGUCAAAUGGAGACUGUGCCGCGGAUCAGAGCUGCGUCACUGGCAAAUGUGCAGAUCCCUGUGCCGAUGAUAGAGCCUGUGGACGCAAUGCUCUCUGCACCGUCUCGGAACAUCGCAUGCUGUGCUACUGCCCCGAUGGAUACGAAGGCGAGCCCAGCAAGGAGUGUGUUCAGUUCGAGUGCCGUGAGGAUAACGACUGCGAGUCCAGCAAACGCUGUGAUCAAGGCAAAUGUCGCAAUCCCUGUUUGGAGUUUGGAGCCUGUGGCUCCAAUGCCCAAUGCCGUGUGGUUAAUCGCAAGGCUCAAUGUUCCUGCCCGCCCGACUUCUUUGGCAAUCCCGCCACCGAAUGUCAGCCUCUGGUUGGUGGAUGUUCCACAAAUCCCUGCGGCGUAUUUUCCAAGUGCAUUGAACUGCCUGGUGGAUAUGAAUGCGCCUGUAUGGAUGGCUGCUUUGGAGAUGCUCACAAGGGUUGCAUCUGCGGUGAUCAACAUGUCAAUUCCUGCCGUGAUCAACCCUGCGGCCUUAAUGCCGCCUGUAAGGUGCUCGACAACAAUCAAGCCGAAUGUUACUGCCCGGAGAACUUCCCCCACGGAGAUGCCUAUGUGCAAUGUUAUUUGACAGCACCAAAAGAGGACUGCCGUACCCAGGGCUGUGAUGCGGGUGCAUGUGUGCGCCAGGGCUACGAUUAUGUCUGCCAACAGGACACCGAACAAUGCUACUCAGAUACGGAUUGUCCCAGUGAAAAAUCAUGCCUGCAAGGACACUGCACCGAUCCUUGUACAAUGCGAGGCGCGUGUGGCACGAAUGCUUUAUGCCAAACAGUCCUGCAUCGUCCCCGUUGCUCCUGCCCCAGCUGUCACAUUGGUCGGCCCGAGGUCGAGUGUAAGCUGGAUAGCAAAUGUGUGCCCGAUGACACAGAUCCCAAGACAAAAGAUCAGAUAACAUGCACAAGCGAUGCCGACUGCCCCGAGACGUUGCAGUGCGGCCAGUAUGGUCAAUGCACAGAUCCUUGCAACAAUCCCCUUUUCAUCUGUGAGAGUAACAAAAAGUGCGAAACACGACGCCAUCAACCUGUCUGCAUUUGCAAAUCCGGGUUCAUUGUGAAUGAAUACGGCGAAUUGACCUGUGCGCCGGAUAAGCGCGAAUGCUAUCGUGAUGAUGACUGUGCCUCAAAUAUGGCCUGCACGGAUGGCAAGUGUCGUAACCCGUGUAUUGUCCCUCUGGGACGUUCCCCAAUCUGUGCCAAGAACAAAUCGUGCGAGGUGCAGGAUCACAAGCCCGUUUGCAUUUGUAUGCGCGAUUGUCAGCCAUCGAUAUCGAUAUGUUUACGCGACGCUGGCUGCCCAUCGGGUUUGGCCUGUCGUAAUUAUCAGUGCGUCGAUCCAUGCAAAUUUGCCACAUGCGCCUCCAACUCGCCAUGCAUUGUCGAGGAUCACAAGCCGAUAUGUAAAUUCUGCCCAACUGGAUUUAUAGCCGAUGCCAAAUAUGGAUGUCAAAAAGAAAUCGGCUGUGCCUCGAGCGAUGAAUGCCCCUCCCAGCAGGCUUGCAUUAAUGCCCUCUGCGUGGAUCCCUGCGCGUAUGCGAAUCCCUGCAGUCGCAGUGAGGAUUGUCGCGUUGUUGGCCAUUCCCCAAGCUGUUCUCAAGUAUGUGAAUGUCAACGCAAUUCAGACUGUCGCAACGGUGUCAAAUGUGAUGGCUGUUAUUGUGAUAAUACAGGUCGUACUCCUGGUUGUGAUCACUGUGCACCAGGUGCCAAAUGUGACCCAACAACUGGCGCUUGUAUUAAAGCUAAUGUAACAAUAACAACUAGUACUACCAAGCAAACCACAGUAAAACCAACAACAGCAACAAAACCUACAAGAAGAAUCACAACAUCAUCAACAACUACAACAACAACAACUAGCACAACCACUACUAGCACAGAAACAAGCACAAUCAACACUUCCGCUACUAACCCCACAACCACCAGCACCACAAUCAUUGAGACAACAACCAUUAAGUCGGGACACACGAAAGGCUAUCGCGAUGGUAUAAAUAAUAUAACCGAUACGCCAACACCACGGCCAAUGGUCACAACAACCACACUCUCCAGCAAAGAUGAUGGUGUCAGGAGUACCACAACGCCAAAGAUGAAAACCACACGUCUUGAUACCUCAAAUGAGUUCCCAGAGACAACAACAAUGAGCAGCACAACAACUUGGCCAACAGAAUUACCCACGAGACCGGGCACAACAACGGAUAUGGAUGGUUUAUUCACGAUCCAAACGACAACCGCCCGCACCAUGACCACCUUUGCACCACCGGCUAAUACAACAGACACCACAAUUAUUAACCCAUGUACAUUAGAUACUAACUGUGCUCCUAACGAGCACUGUAAGCUGGGGCGUUGCCAAAAGAAAGAACCAUCGGGCACACCCAAAAACCCAGAGCCGUGUCAAUCGAAUAACGAUUGCAUCGAGACCGAGGCUUGCUACAUGGGUCUGUGUCAUGAUCCCUGCGAAUUUGCCAAAAUCUGUGCACCAAGUGCCAAGUGUACGGCGAAAAGUCAUCGUCCCAUCUGCAGUUGUCCUCAGGGACAUGAGGGCAAUCCAAUGGUCAAGUGUGUGUCCACAGAUAAGUCAAUUGAAUGCACAGACAACUCCGAUUGUGGCGUUACCGAAGCCUGUCUCAAUGACCGUUGUGUGCAUCCUUGCGAUGUUCAUGAUCCUUGUGCCCAGAAUGCGGUUUGUAUUAAUUCUAACCACGCAGCCGAUUGCAGCUGCGCGGAUGGUUAUCAAGGCAAUGGAUUUGUCGGCUGUCAGCCAGCACGCACUCAUGUCUGCCAAUACAACGAGGAUUGUCCACCGAACAAACUCUGCGAUCGUCUCAAUCGUCGCUGCAUCAAUCCUUGCCAAGAGGAUUCCUGUGGCGAGAAUGCUGAGUGUGUACCAGUAAAUCAUGGCAUCGAUUGUCGCUGUCUGUCCGGUUACCAGGGCAAUGCUUAUGUGCUGUGUCAGCAAUCCUUGGGUUGUCGCUCCAAUUCGGAGUGUGAUGCCAGUCAGGCGUGUCUCAACGGCAAAUGCUCCUCACCGUGUCAAUGUGGCGCCUUCGCGCUAUGCGAUGUAAUCAACCAUCGGGGCAUCUGCAAGUGUCCGCCUGGUUACAAUGGCAACCCUGAAGUGGGCUGCAGUCCACCACAGAAUCCAUGCGAUCCCAAUCCAUGUGGGCUAAAUGCUCAGUGUGAACUGGACAAUGGCAAUCCCAUCUGCUUCUGUCCCAAGGGACUCACGGGCAAUCCCUUCAAGAAUUGCAUUCCUGAGGGCGAUGAAUGCACACCAAAUCCUUGUGGCCCCAACUCUGGGUGUCGUCGUGUGGACGGUGCUCCUGUUUGCUUCUGCUUGCCAGAAUACGAAGGUCAACCGCCAUUGAUUGCCUGUGAGCUGCCCUCGAAUCCCUGCGAUCCCUCACCAUGUGGACCAAACACCCAAUGUUCCGUGCUAAGCAAUGGUUUCUCCAAGUGCACUUGCCUGCCCGGUUAUGUAGAGAGUCCCAACACCAUUCGCGGUUGCGUGGAGCCCAUUAAUCCCUGCGAGCCCAAUCCUUGUGGAACUGGCGCCAUCUGCGACUCAUCACGGCAACCUGUCUGCUACUGUCCGGACAACAAGGUCGGAAAUCCCUUUAGAAUAUGCGAGAAGCCAACUGAAACCGUUGAACUGUGUCGCCCCGGACCCUGUGGGCGCAAUGCCGACUGUUAUGUGGCCGAGAAUCGCGAGGAAUGUUACUGUCGCUCUGGAUAUGUAGGAGAUGCCUAUCAAGGCUGUCGUGAACCAAGCCGUACCGUCUGCGAUCCCAACCCGUGUGGUCCCAAUGCCAACUGUGUCAUUGCCGGCGAUGGUCAGACAGCUUGCGUCUGUCCCGAAGGUCUGUCCGGAGAUCCAACAUCGAUCACUGGUUGCCAUGGCUACGAAUGUCAAGUGGAUGCAGAUUGUCCACAGAGCAAGGCUUGCAUGGGAUUCCGUUGCUACGACCCUUGCCCUGGAGCUUGCGGUCAUGGGGCCAAUUGUCGCGUGGAGCAACAUCAUCCGGUGUGCUCCUGCAAUGCAGGAUUAACUGGCAAUCCUGGCGUUCGCUGCUUUGCCCUGGAUCAACCCAAGGGUAAUCCUUGUGUGCCCAGUCCAUGUGGAUUGAAUAGCGAAUGUAAAUUGCUUAACAAUCGUGCUGUUUGCUCCUGUCUGCCUGGAUACCUUGGUGAUCCACAGUCCGGUUGCCAGCCAGAAUGCGAUAUUAACUCGGACUGCAGUGAAUCUUUGUCCUGCAUCAAUCACAAGUGCGUUGAUCCAUGUUCCGGCACCAUCUGCGGCAUCAAUGCCAUCUGUAAUGUGAGACAGCAUACUCCAGUUUGUCAUUGUCUUGAUGGAUUCGCUGGAGACGCCUUCCUGCAGUGUGUGUCCAUUGGCAUUCUGAAGAAUAUAUCACGGGAUCCUUGUGUUCCAUCUCCUUGUGGACCAAAUGAUGUGUGUUCCGUUUUUGGAGACGGUGUUGCCUUGUGUGAUCCCUGCUUUGGACCUAAUGCCCAACAGAAUCCACGUUGCCGACCAGAGUGUAUUGCCAACUCGGACUGUCCCUUCGAUCGAGCUUGUUUAGGACAACGUUGUCUGGAUCCUUGCCCCGGCUCCUGCGGACGAAAUGCCAUCUGCCGCGUCUACGAGCACAAUCCAGUUUGUGCCUGUCCCUCUGGACUCUAUGGAAAUCCCUAUGAACAAUGCGCGACACCAUCGCCCAUCGUGCCAACCCCUUCGGCUAACUGUGCCAAGCUGCAGUGCGGACCCAAUGCGGACUGUAAGCGUCACAGUGGAGGAUUGGCCUGCGUCUGUCGCAAGGGUUACUUUGGUAAUCCCUACCUUGGCUGCCGUCCCGAGUGCGUUCUCAACAGUGACUGUAAUGCGGAUAAAUCCUGCGUGAGCUCCAAGUGCGUGGAUGUCUGCGUUGGCGUCUGUGGUAUCAAUGCCCUCUGCCGUGUGGUAAAUCAUGCCCCAGUUUGUGUUUGUGCCGAGGGAUACAGUGGUGACGCCUUCCUGGCCUGCAAUCCUUAUUAUUUGCCGCCUACUACACCACCUAACGAUCAUAGAAAUCCCUGCGAACCGUCUCCUUGUGGUCCAAACUCACGUUGUCUGGCUUCUGCUGAUGGUUAUGCCGCCUGCUCUUGUCUGCCUAACUUCAAGGGUGCACCACCCGUCUGCCAACCCGAGUGCGUAGUCAGCUCCGAGUGCCCUCCCAGUCAAGCCUGUAUCAAUCAACGCUGUGCGGAUCCUUGUCCCGGUACUUGUGGUAUCGGUGCCCGUUGCGAGGUACUUAAUCACAAUCCCAUCUGCUCUUGCGAGGCAAAUCACGACGGAGAUCCAUUUGUGGCCUGCUCCCCCAUUCCCGAUCAGCCUUCUGAAGGCAAGACACCCGGAAAUCCUUGCAAUCCAUCGCCUUGUGGACCCAACUCGAUUUGCCAGAUCAAGCAAAACCGACCUGUCUGCUCUUGUGUUGCGAACUAUAUUGGCAGUCCUCCCUACUGCCGUCCCGAGUGUACGCUGAGCAGCGAGUGUCCUGCCGACAAGGCCUGCAUCCAGGAGAAGUGCCAAAACCCUUGUGCCAAUGCUUGUGGACACAAUGCCCGCUGCACGGUGGUUGCCCACUCUGCACACUGUAGUUGCGAUCAGGGCUAUGAGGGAGAUGCCUUUGUGGGCUGCUCUCGGGUCAUCGACACGAAACCACAUGAUCAUCAUAAUCCUUGUUAUCCGAAUCCCUGUGCGGAGAAUGCGGUCUGCACUCCGCACAAUGAUGCCGCUCGUUGCAGUUGCAUUGAGCCGUAUUUCGGUGAUCCCUACAGCACCGGUUGCCGUCCAGAAUGUAUCUACAACUCGGAGUGUCCCUCGUCCUUGGCCUGCAUAAAGCAGCAUUGCCGCAAUCCUUGCACCGGAGCCUGUGGUCCUAACGCCGAGUGUGCAGUGGUCAAUCAUGUGCCCGCCUGCAGUUGCACUCGUGGCUUUGAGGGCGAUCCCUUCGUGGGGUGCAAAAGUACUCCAAUUGGACCCAUCAGCGUAUGUGAACCUAAUCCCUGUGGACCCAAUAGCAUCUGCCGUACUGUGGAAGGACAUCCCACAUGUAGUUGCAAGGGUGGCUACUUUGGAGCUCCUCCCACAUGCCGUCCCGAGUGUGUGGUCAGCUCGGAGUGCGCUCAACAUUUGGCUUGCAUCAACCAAAAGUGCGCUGAUCCUUGCAGUGGCACGUGUGGCUUCAAUGCCAAGUGCCAGGUAAGCAACCACAAUCCAAUCUGUACCUGCCCCAAGGAAUACGUCGGAGAUCCAUUCGAACAAUGUAUACCCAAACCACACGAACCACGUCCUGCAGUCAAUCCAUGUCUGCCUAAUCCUUGUGGACCGAAUGCCAAGUGCCAGGACGUGAAUAACCGCGCUGAAUGCUCUUGCUUGCCUGGAAUGUUUGGUGCUCCACCAAGUUGUCGACCCGAGUGCGUUAUAAAUCAGGAUUGUCCCUCGAAUCGUGCCUGCAUACGUCAGCGUUGCGAAGAUCCUUGUGUCGGUACUUGCGGCUUCAAUGCCCUAUGCACCACACAGAAUCAUCAGCCCAAGUGCAGUUGUCUCGAGAGCUACCAGGGUGAUCCCUACACGGGUUGCAAUAUGAUUGAAAUUGUAGUGGCCGAUUUGCCCUCUGAUCCCUGCUAUCCAUCGCCAUGUGGUGCCAAUGCCAUUUGUCGCGAGCACAACGGUGCUGGCUCAUGCAGCUGCAUUCAGAAUUACUUUGGAGAUCCUUACAUUAAUUGUCGACCCGAAUGCGUACAAAACAGCGAUUGUCCCGGCACUAAGGCCUGCAUCAACAUGAAGUGCCGCGAUCCCUGUGCCAACGCUUGUGGCUUCAAUGCCAUCUGUCGAGUGGCCCAUCAUCAGCCCGUUUGUAGUUGUGAGCCAGGCUUCACUGGGAAUCCCCUGCGCGCCUGCGUGGAGAGACCCACAAAUAUGUAUCUUCCACUGCCUAAAGACCCAUGCAGACCCUCUCCUUGUGGCCUCUUUAGCACUUGCCACGUUGUCGGUGAUCGUCCCGUCUGUGCUUGCUUGCCAGAUUACAUGGGUAGUCCUCCCAGUUGCAAGCCCGAGUGCGUGAUAAGUGCUGAGUGUCCCUCGGACAGGGCCUGCAUCAAUCAGAGGUGCCGUGAUCCCUGUCCUGGCACCUGUGGCUACAAUGCUCGUUGUCGCACCACCAACCAUUCACCCAUCUGUAGCUGCUACGAUGGUUACACUGGAGAUCCUUUCCAUCAGUGUGUGCCCGAGAGAAAGCCCACGCCCUUACCCGAUCCCAUACGACCGAUUAAUCCCUGCGUGCCCUCGCCCUGUGGACCCAACUCGCAGUGUCAGGUCUCAAGCCAAGGCGCCGUCUGUGCCUGCAUCAACAACUACAUAGGACGUCCGCCUGCCUGUCGUCCCGAGUGCAGCAUCAACUCGGAGUGUCCUGCCCGCAUGGCUUGUAUGAAUACCCGCUGUGCCGAUCCCUGCAUUGGCUCCUGCGGCAACAACGCCAUCUGUCAUGUCAGCUCGCACUCACCGGUGUGCAUGUGCCAGCCUGGCCACACAGGCGAUCCCUUUACCGGCUGCUAUAAAAUCCUUGAGACACCUAUUGAGACAAUACAACCCUGUCAUCCCAGCCCCUGUGGCCUGAACGCGCUCUGCGAGGAACGCAAUCGCGCCGCCGCUUGCAGAUGUGUGCCAGAGUACUACGGAGAUCCAUAUGUGGAAUGCCGACCAGAGUGUGUUAUCAACACUGACUGCCCCAAAUCUCGCGCUUGUGUCAACCAAAAGUGUGUCGACCCUUGUCCGGGAAUGUGCGGUCAUAGCGCCCAGUGUGCCGUCAUUAAUCACGCGCCCAACUGCGAAUGCCUGUCGGGCUACACGGGAAACCCCAUCGUUGGUUGUCAUCUUAUACCUGAAACUCCGCGCUAUCCUGAUCCUAUUGUGCCCGAAAAUCCGUGCCAACCCUCACCGUGCGGCCUGUACAGCAAUUGUCGGGCACUGAACGGCCAUGCCGUAUGCUCCUGUGUGUCCAAUUAUGUGGGUGCCCCACCCAAUUGCCGACCCGAAUGCAUGAGCAGUUCCGAGUGCAGCCAGGAUAAGGCGUGCAUCAACGAACGCUGUAAAGAUCCCUGCCCCGGCACCUGUGGCAACAAUGCCCUCUGCCGUGUCGUUAAUCACAAUCCCAUCUGCUCUUGUAGUCCUGGCUACACUGGUGAUCCCUUCGUACGCUGUUUAAUCCAAGAGAAACCUCGACCAGUUGUAAGUGAUCGCGUUGAUCCAUGUGUGCCUUCGCCAUGUGGUCCCAACUCCCAGUGUCGGGUGUCGGCGGCUAAUGAGCAACCCGUGUGCUCAUGCUUGCAACAUUAUGUGGGUAGGGCGCCAAAUUGCCGACCGGAGUGCACCUCAAAUUCCGAGUGUGCGGGCAACAUGGCGUGCAUUAAUUUGCGCUGUCAGGAUCCCUGUGUGGGAACCUGCGGCAUUCAGACCACAUGCCUUGUAAAUAAUCAUAGACCCAUUUGCCGUUGCCUCGAUGGUUAUGCCGGUGAUCCAUUCUCAGAGUGUAGUCCACAAAUAAUUGUGCCGCCUGAAAUCGCCGAGCCAUGCAACCCGAGUCCCUGUGGCGCCAAUGCUCUCUGUAAGGAACGCAACGGCGUCGGUUCCUGUACCUGUCUGCCCGAGUACAGCGGGGAUCCCUACACGGAGUGCCGUCCGGAGUGUGUACUCAACAGCGACUGUUCGAAGAAUCGUGCCUGCCUCAACAACAAGUGCCGUGACCCCUGUCCAGGAGUCUGCGGCGUCGCUGCCGAAUGUCAUGUGAUCAAUCACGCACCCAGCUGUAGUUGCCCCUCCGGUUUUACGGGCAACCCAUCACAAUAUUGCCGCAAAAUUUCGCAAUUGGCGCCACCUGUACAACCUUGUCAACCAUCGCCUUGUGGUCCGUAUAGCCAGUGCCGUGAGGUGAAUGGUCAUGCGGUUUGCUCGUGCGUUGCCAACUAUGUUGGUGCCCCACCCGCCUGUCGUCCCGAGUGCUCGGUUAGUUCCGAAUGCGCUCAGGACAAGGCUUGUGUGAAUUUGCGCUGUGUGAACCCAUGUCCUGGAACCUGCGGCAACGAGGCCGUCUGCAAGGUGACCAAUCACAAUCCAAUCUGUUCCUGCCCUGCCGGAUACAGUGGCGAUCCUUUUGUACGCUGUGCACCCUGGCAACAAGAGCUCGAUAUAUCAAGAGCCAAUGAAAAUCCUUGUGUGCCCAGUCCCUGCGGUCCCAACUCCCAGUGUCGCGUUAUUGGCGAAACGGGCGUCUGCUCCUGUCUGCCGAACUACAUUGGGCGUGCUCCGAAUUGCCGUCCCGAGUGCACACAAAACUCCGAGUGUCCGGCUAACCUGGCCUGUAUUAAUGAGCGUUGCAAGGAUCCCUGUCCCGGCUCUUGCGGCUUCAAUGCCUACUGCAAUGUGGUGAAUCAUUCACCUGUAUGCAAUUGCGAGAGCGGCUACUCAGGCGAUCCAUUUGCCGGCUGCAAUCCGCAACCAAUUGUCACUCAAGAUGAGCGCUUGACUCCCUGCUCACCGUCACCCUGCGGUCCAAAUGCCGAGUGCCGGGAACGCAAUGGCGCCGGCUCUUGCACCUGUCUGCCAGAAUACUUCGGUGAUCCGUAUAGCGGCUGUCGUCCGGAGUGCGUGGUCAACAGUGACUGUGCACGCGACAGAUCCUGCAUCAACCAGAAAUGCGUGGAUCCAUGUCCGGGUGUUUGUGGCUUGAAUGCAGAAUGCCGCGUGUCCAAUCACUUGCCCAGCUGUCACUGUCUCGUCGGUUACACUGGAAACCCAUCGAGUGCCUGCCGUGAAAUACCCCAACUUCCCGCGCCACCUGUGCGUGAUGAGAAUCCUUGCGUGCCUUCACCCUGCGGUCCUUACAGUCAGUGCCGUGAGAUUAACAACCAUGCCGUCUGCUCCUGUCAACCCUCUUUCAUUGGCUCCGCUCCAAACUGUCGGCCCGAGUGCGUUGUUAGCUCUGAUUGUGCACAAGACCUUAACUGUCAGAAUCAAAAGUGCGUGGAUCCGUGUCCAGGCACUUGCGGCAUUGAGGCGCGUUGCCAGGUCAUUAACCAUUAUCCUGCAUGUUCCUGUGCCCCUGGCUAUACCGGAGAUCCCUUCAAUCGAUGCACGCGUAUCAAAUUGGAUGUUACGAAACCCAAAGAUACCGGUAAUCCCUGCCACCCCUCACCCUGCGGACCCAACUCCAAAUGCGUCGACAUACGCGGUUCACCUGCAUGCUCCUGCCUGCCCGACUAUCUCGGACGGCCACCCAACUGUCGACCCGAAUGCACGACUAGUCCCGACUGCCCGGCCAACCUGGCGUGUGUUAACCAGCGUUGUGCCAAUCCCUGUAUUGGUGCUUGCGGUCUACACUCCCAGUGUACGGUCAUCAAGCAUAAUCCGAACUGCCAGUGCGAGCCUGGUUAUACCGGAGAUCCCUUUUCCGCCGGCUGUGCCAUUAUACAACAAAUUACCCCAACGGAAGCGCCACGCAAUCCCUGCAAUCCCAGCCCUUGUGGAGCAAAUGCCAUUUGCCGGGAACGUAACGGCGCUGGAUCUUGUGCCUGUCAGCCCGAAUACUUUGGUGAUCCGUACAGCGGCUGUCGUCCGGAGUGCGUACAGAAUGCUGACUGUGAUCGAUCUCGUGCUUGCAUCAACAACAAAUGCCAGGAUCCUUGCCCUGGUGCCUGUGGCAUCAAUGCCGAGUGUCGCGUUCUGAAUCACGCUCCCAACUGCAUGUGCUUCGAUGGCUAUUCAGGAGACCCGCAUCGCUCGUGUGCCCUUGUUGAGGUGGCUACCCGUCGACCGGAAAAUCCCUGUCAGCCAUCUCCAUGUGGACCCAACAGCCAGUGUCAUGAUCAGAACAGCCAUGCGGUUUGUAGCUGCCUAGAGGGUUACUUCGGUGCCCCGCCAAGCUGCAAGCCCGAGUGUGUAGUCAGCUCUGAGUGUGCACAGAAUCGUGCCUGCAUCAAUCAGAAGUGUGCCGAUCCGUGUCGCGGGGCAUGUGGUAACAAUGCCAAGUGCCAGGUGGUUAAUCACAAUCCCAUCUGCAGCUGUGUGUCCGGUAUGACCGGCGAUCCAAUCUCAGGUUGUGUUAAGGAUGUUGCAAAAUCCACGGAGAAUCCAUGCGUUCCAUCGCCUUGUGGACCGAACUCCAUUUGCCGUGAGAUCGGUGAGCAGGCUGCUUGCUCCUGCCAGGAAAACUACAUUGGACGUCCACCCAACUGUCGACCAGAGUGCACCAACAACGACGAGUGCCAGAAUCAUCUGUCCUGUCAGCAGGAACGCUGCGUUGAUCCCUGUCCCGGCUCAUGUGGUAGCAACGCCAUCUGCCAAGUGGUACAACACAAUGCAGUCUGUUCUUGCGCCGAUGGGUACGAGGGAGAUCCACUCUUUGGCUGCCAACUUAUGGCUCCAGUUCUGCCCACACAACCACCUACAUCACCAUGCGAGCCCUCCCCUUGCGGUCCCCAUGCCGAGUGCCGGGAACGAAACGGAGCCGGCGCCUGUUACUGUCACGAAGGCUUCGAGGGUAAUCCCUACGAUGCCCAAAGGGGCUGUCGUCGCGAAUGCGAGACCAAUGAUGAGUGUAGUCCAGCUCAGGCUUGUGGGCACUUCAAGUGCAUCGAUCCUUGUGCAAAUAUGUGCGGAGAGUUUGCUAUCUGUACGGUGGAUAACCAUGUGCCCAACUGUAACUGCCCGACAGGUUACAGUGGAGAUCCUUUCUUCAGCUGCCGUCCAAUACCUAACACGCCAGCUCCACCUGUGAACCCCUGUGUGCCAUCCCCCUGCGGACCCAACAGCAAUUGUCGCCGCAUCAACAACCAGGCUGUCUGCUCCUGCCAAUCCGGCUAUGUCAAUCAGCCGCCUAACUGCCGUCCUGAGUGCGUGGUCAGCGCUGAGUGCUCUACAGAUCGCGCCUGUGUCAACAACAAGUGCCUCGAUCCCUGUCUUCAUACAUGUGGAGUGCGCGCCAUCUGCACCACCAAAAACCACAGUCCUAUUUGCACAUGCCCGCGCGGCAUGACCGGUGAUCCCUUCGUGCAGUGCAGCAGGAUCCCGAUUACGCAUGAUGCAACCACACCCGAACCACCCGUACCCUCGUGCGUGCCCUCGCCUUGUGGUCCCAAUGCCAAGUGUCAAAUCGUUGGUGGUAGUCCGGCCUGUUCGUGCCUACCGGACUUCAUUGGCGCCCCACCGAACUGUCGUCCUCAGUGCGUAUUGACCUCGGAGUGUGGAUCCACCGAGGCGUGCAUUAAUCAGAAGUGUCGCGAUCCUUGUCCCGGCUCCUGCGGCUUUGAGGCCAAGUGUCAUGUGCUUAACCAUCUGCCCAUUUGCAACUGCAUCGAAGGCUUUACUGGUGAUCCAUUCAUCCGUUGCAGCAAGCUUCCAGAGGUGAAAGUGGUCACUGAUCGACCCGGUGAUCCAUGUAGUCCCGAUCCUUGCGGACCAAAUGCUGAUUGUUUCAGUGGCGAGUGCCGUUGUCAAAGCAACUAUCAAGGAAAUCCGUAUGAGGGAUGUCGUCCCGAGUGCACACAAUCUGCCGACUGUUCGAGGGAUAAGGCUUGUAUGCGAAAUAGAUGUGUUGACCCCUGUCCAGGCACCUGUGGCAACAAUGCCAUCUGUGAGGUACUCAACCACAUUCCCGUCUGCUCCUGCCAACUGGGAUACGAGGGAGAUCCCUUCACCAACUGUCGUCCCAAAGUAAUCGAGCCCGAGCCCGAGGUCAAGGCCUGCGUGCCCUCACCAUGUGGAGCAAACAGUCAGUGUCGUGAUAUCAAUGGUCACGCUGUAUGCUCCUGCAUCGAGGGUUACAUUGGCGCCCCGCCCCAAUGUCGACCCGAAUGCGUCGUUUCCAGCGAGUGUUCCGCAUUGCAGGCUUGUGUAAACAGGAAAUGCGUUGAUCCUUGUGCAGGUGCUUGCGGUAUCGAGGCACGUUGUGAGGUCAUCAAUCAUAGUCCCAUCUGUGGUUGUCCACCAGGCACAACCGGUGAUCCAUUCAAGAGCUGCUUUGAAAUCAUGAGGUCCAAUGAAAACGAUCAGGUGACGCCGCAAAGUGAUCCAUGUGUGCCAACGCCGUGUGGACCCAACUCCAUCUGUAAGGCGGAUAGCAAGGGUCCAGUCUGUCAGUGUCUGCCCGAGUUCUUUGGAGCGCCUCCCAAUUGUCGUGUUGAGUGUAUCAUCAAUCCCGAUUGCCCAUCCACGCAGGCAUGCAUCAACAACAAGUGUAGCGAUCCCUGCCCCGGCUCCUGUGGCACGAACUCCGAGUGUCGCGUCAUUGCACACUCCGUUUCCUGCUCUUGCCCGCCGGGAUAUGCUGGUAACGCUUUCGUCCAAUGCGUACAACAGAUUGCGGAACAACCAAAGCCUUGCGAGCCAUCGCCAUGUGGUGCCAAUGCUGAGUGCAUUGAACGUAACGGAGCCGCCGCCUGUAAAUGUGUCGAUGAGUACCAGGGCAAUCCCUACGAGGGCUGCCGUCCCGAGUGCGUACUCAGCUCGGAUUGUUCCGCGGACAAGGCAUGCAUACGCAACAAGUGCCAGGAUCCCUGUCCAGGCAUUUGUGGCUCCAAUGCCCAGUGCUAUGCCAUCAACCAUGUGCCAAACUGCGUCUGCAAUGACGGUUACACUGGAGAUCCGUUCUCCAACUGUCGUCGCUUUGAGCCGCCAACACCAGGACCCAUUGCUGAUCCCUGCAGUCCAUCGCCUUGUGGCGCGAACAGCAAGUGUCGAGCUUCGAAUGGACUCGCUGUCUGCUCGUGCCUGGAAACGUUCAUCGGAGCGCCGCCAAACUGUAAACCGGAGUGUACAGUUAAUGCCGAGUGUCCUCAAAACAGGGCGUGCCACAAGUUCCGUUGUGCAAAUCCUUGCGCCGGCAUCUGUGGCUCGAAUGCCAAGUGUGAGGUAAUUAACCACAAUCCAAUCUGCAGCUGUCCACUAGAGAUGACAGGCGAUCCAUUCGCCAGAUGUUAUCCAGCGCCAGUAAUCCCUGCUGAGAGAGAUACCGUCAAGGAUAAGAAUCCCUGCCAACCAUCGCCUUGCGGUCUCUACGCGGAAUGCCGUGUACGUGGAGACCAGGCCUCCUGUUCCUGUCUGGCGAACUACAUUGGAGCACCACCCAACUGUCGACCCGAGUGCGUUGUGAACACCGAUUGUGCCUCGGACCGUGCAUGUAUUGCAGAAAAGUGUCGCGAUCCCUGUGACGGUUCCUGCGGCAUCAACUCCGAAUGUCGCAUACAGAAUCAUUUGGCAAUUUGCACGUGCCGCGACAGCUUCACUGGCGAUCCGUUUGUCCAGUGCGCCGAGAUCAUCGAAGAGCGAACACCAGCACCGCCUGUUGUCUCUGUGGAUCCCUGCGAUCUGCAACCGUGUGGCGCCAAUGCCGAGUGCCACAAUGGCAUCUGCAGCUGUCUCCCCGACUAUCACGGUGAUCCCUACACUGGCUGUCGUCCCGAGUGUACAUUGAGCACCGAUUGCUCCCCCAACAAGGCCUGCUUGAACAAGAAGUGCGUCGAUCCUUGCCCAGGCACCUGUGGCCAGAACUCUCAGUGCGAUGUCUCCAAUCACAUACCGAUCUGCAGUUGCCUACAAGGCUAUACAGGAGAUCCGUUUGUCCAUUGCCGUCAAGAGACGCCUGUAGCCAAGGACCCAUGCCAGCCAAAUCCCUGCGGACCCAAUAGCUUAUGCCAUGUGUCUGCGCAGGGUGCAGUCUGUGCCUGUCAACCUGGUAUGCUGGGCUCCCCGCCCGCCUGUAAGCCCGAAUGUAUUGUCAGCUCCGAAUGCUCCCUGCAAACGGCCUGUAUCCAGAAGAAGUGUGUCGAUCCCUGUCCAGGUGCCUGCGGACAAUUCGCACGCUGCCAGGUGAUCAAUCAUAAUCCUUCCUGUUCAUGCAACACGGGUUACACGGGAGAUCCGUUCACACGCUGUUAUCAAGAGGAACGUAAGCCAACGCCGACUGUGCCAGAGAAUCCUUGCGUGCCUUCGCCUUGUGGACCCAAUUCGGAGUGCAAGGAGCUCAACGGUAACCCAGCCUGCUCCUGUGCUGCCACUUUCAUUGGCACCCCACCCAACUGCCGACCCGAGUGUACUAUCAAUCCGGAAUGUGCCCCCACCAAGGCGUGCAUACGCCAGAAGUGCGCAAAUCCUUGUGUCGGUGCCUGCGGCUUCAAUGCCCGAUGCAAUGUCGCCAAUCAUCAACCCAUCUGCACCUGCGAUGUGGGCUACACAGGAGAUCCAUUCACCGGCUGUCAACGUGAACAAGAAAGGAUCGUUAAUGAUCAAAUCACACCCUGUGAACCAAAUCCCUGUGGAUCAAAUGCUGUUUGCCGCGAACGGAAUGGUAUCGGCGCCUGCCAAUGUCUCCCGGACUACUUUGGAGAUCCAUAUCAAUCCUGCCGUCCCGAAUGCGUACGCAACUCCGACUGUCCGACGAACAAGGCGUGUCAGCAGCAAAAAUGUCGCGAUCCCUGCCCCGGUACCUGUGGCACCAAUGCCGAUUGCCGGGUAACCAAUCAUCUACCCACUUGCAACUGUCGCACGGGCUACACUGGCGAUCCCUAUCGCUAUUGCCACGUGGAACCAGCUCAACCUAUACGUCAAGCCGAACCCACACAGCCGUGUCGCCCCUCACCGUGCGGUCCUAACUCGCAGUGUCGUGAGCUCAAUGGUCAAGCAGUCUGCUCCUGCCUCGAGCUGUACAUCGGUCUGCCCCCCAACUGUCGACCAGAGUGCGUCCUUAGCACCGAGUGUCCAACCGAACAGGCGUGCAUUAGCCAACGUUGCCAGGAUCCUUGUCCCGGCACCUGUGGCAUCAAUGCCGAAUGCCGUGUUCGCAACCACAGUCCCCUCUGUCAGUGUCGUCGCGGUUUUACCGGCGAUGCUUUCACCCGUUGCUAUGUCCUACCACCACCCGCACCAUCCAUCGAGCAGGUUCAUCGUGAUCCUUGCGUGCCGACGCCAUGUGGCUUGAACAGUCAAUGCCGAAAUGUCCAGGGCGUGCCAUCCUGCUCGUGUUUGCCGGAAUACAUAGGUGCUCCCCCCAACUGUAGACCCGAGUGCACCAUCAGCGCCGAAUGCUCUUCGAGCAUGGCCUGCAUACGGGAAAAGUGUAUCGAUCCUUGUCCCGGGUCCUGCGGCUAUGCGGCCGACUGUAACGUAAUCAAUCAUACUCCCAUUUGUACCUGUCCCACGGGCUAUACGGGCGAUCCGUUCAGUAGUUGUCGUCUGGCACCACCAGAGCCUGUCCAAAACGAAUACGUUGAUCGUUGCCAACCCUCCCCAUGUGGUCCCAAUGCCCAAUGCAACGAUGGCGUCUGCAGCUGUCUGCCAGAGUUCCAUGGUGAUCCGUACGCCGGCUGUCGUCCGGAAUGCGUGCUGAACUCCGAUUGUCCGCGUGACAAGGCUUGUCUGCGCAGCAAAUGCCUGAAUCCGUGCCCAGGCACUUGUGGCGAGAACGCCAUCUGCGAUGUCAUCAACCACAUUCCCAUGUGCAGGUGUCCAGAUGGUACCGCUGGUAGCGCCUUUAUACGCUGCUCUCCCGUGCCGAAAGCUGUUGCUACGAAUCCUUGCCAGCCAUCACCAUGUGGUCCAAACUCUCAAUGUCGCGAGGUCAAUCAGCAGGCCGUCUGUUCCUGCCUGCCCAGUUACAUUGGAGCACCGCCCACCUGCCGACCGGAGUGCACCUCGAAUGCCGAGUGUGCGCCCACACAAGCGUGUCUCAAUCAACGUUGUGGUGAUCCAUGUCCUGGCACUUGCGGCGUCGGCGCCAAUUGUGCCGUGGCUAAUCACAGUCCUUUUUGCACUUGCCCCACCCGAUUUACAGGAAAUCCGUUCGUGCGUUGCCAACCCCAAAGUAAGCAAAUAAUCCACAUGGCAAUUCCUAAAGAAGCUCUUUACAAUAUGACCAACUUCUUAGUUGAACCCGUGAAAGAUGUUCAGCCUAUCGAUCCUUGUCGUCCCUCGCCCUGUGGACCCUAUUCACAGUGCCGUGCCAUAGGUGAGGCACCAGCCUGCUCAUGUCUGGAAACCUACAUUGGACGUCCGCCGAAUUGCCGACCCGAAUGCGUCACCAGCUCAGAUUGUAGCAGUCAAUUGGCCUGCAUCAACCAGAAGUGCUCGGAUCCCUGUCCUGGACGCUGUGGCCUCAAUGCCGAGUGCCGCGUGGUCAGUCAUACGGUACAGUGUAUUUGCCAGCAGGGAUAUAGCGGAGAUCCCUUCAUGCAGUGCAGCCCGGAGAUCGUACGAGACAUUGAAGUGCGCACUCCCUGCAAUCCGAGUCCCUGUGGAUCAAAUGCCAUUUGCAGGGAACGCGAUGGAGCUGGCUCUUGUCAGUGUCUGCCCGAAUACAUUGGCAAUCCCUACGAUGGCUGCCGACCCGAGUGCGUUCUCGACUCCGACUGCCCGUCGAAUAGAGCCUGCCAGCAACAGAAGUGUCAGGAUCCAUGUCCGGGCACCUGCGGACAAAAUGCCAACUGUCAGGUAGUCAAUCAUUUGCCCUCCUGCAACUGUCUGCCCGGAUACAUAGGCGAUCCGUAUCGCCUCUGCACACGUCCAGCUGAACCUGUACCUGUGGAGUAUUCGAAUCCAUGUCAGCCCUCGACUUGUGGCCCCAACUCUCAAUGCCGCGUCGUUAACGAACAGGCGGUUUGCUCCUGUCUGCCACAGUUUAUAGGUCAACCACCCGCUUGCCGACCCGAGUGCACCAUCUCCUCAGAGUGUGCCACCGACAAGGCUUGCCUCAAUCAAAAGUGCGUCGAUCCCUGUGUGGCAAACACAUGUGGCAGCAAUGCCAUUUGUCGUGUGCGCAACCACAGUCCCAUUUGCAGUUGCAUCGGUGGUUUCACUGGCGAUGCCUUCACCAAGUGUUUCCCCAUACCACCACCGCCUAUCGAAGAACAACGUGAACCACUGCGUGAUCCCUGCGUACCCACACCUUGUGGGCCCCAUUCCGAGUGCCGAAACAUCAAUGGCGUUCCCGCCUGUUCCUGCCUGGCUACUUUUAUUGGUCAGGCGCCCAACUGUCGUCCAGAGUGCACCAUCAACUCGGAGUGUCCUAGUCAACAGGCGUGCAUUAAUCAGAAAUGUCGCGAUCCAUGUCCUGGUGCCUGUGGCUUGAAUGCCCAGUGUAGCGUUAUCAACCACACUCCCCUCUGUGCCUGCAUCGAGGGUUAUAUUGGUAACCCCUUUACCAAUUGUAGUCCAAAGCCUCCAGCUCCAACAACGCCGCCGGUUAAGGAUGAUCCUUGCAAUCCUUCGCCAUGUGGUCCCAAUGCCCAGUGUCGGGAUGGUCAAUGCAGCUGUAUAGCGGAGUACCAGGGUGAUCCAUAUGUGGGUUGUCGUCCCGAAUGUGUGCUGAACACAGACUGCGCCCAUAAUCGCGCCUGUGUACGCAACAAGUGCAUUGAUCCCUGUCCCGGCACCUGCGGUGUGAAUGCCAUAUGUGAAGUGACUAACCAUGUGCCCAUCUGUCGAUGUCCGGAUCAGAUGUCGGGCAAUGCCUUCUUCGAAUGUCGCCCUGUGGCUCCACCUACUUCACAGAAUCCCUGCCAGCCUUCGCCUUGUGGACCCAACAGCCAAUGUCGUGUGGUGCAACAGACUGCUGUGUGCUCCUGUCUCUCUGAUUAUGUUGGCAGUCCGCCUCAGUGUCGUCCGGAAUGUGUGACGAACUCGGACUGUGCUGCCAAUCUGGCGUGCCAGAACAUGAAGUGUCGUGAUCCCUGUCCAGGCACCUGUGGUUUUAAUGCCCUUUGUAAUGUGGUCAACCACAGUCCCUUCUGCAGCUGCCCCUCGAGCAUGUCCGGAAAUCCCUUCGUGCGCUGUCAACAGCAACUCGAACCACAACGCGAUGUACGACCCCCGAAUCCCUGUCAACCCUCACCAUGUGGUCCCAACUCCGAGUGUCGUGUCUCGGGAGAUUCACCAUCGUGUUCUUGCUUGCCUGAUUUCUUGGGCGCACCACCAAACUGUCGACCCGAAUGUAUAUCCAGCUCGGAGUGUGCCACCAGCUUGGCUUGCGUCAACCAGAAAUGUGUGGAUCCUUGUCCAGGACUCUGCGGACUCAAUGCAAACUGUCGUGUGUUCAGCCACACGCCCAUGUGCCUUUGCGAUGGAGGCUUCACAGGCGAUCCCUUCACACAGUGUAGUCCCAUUAGGGAUACUCCUGUUGAAGUUCUUCGGCCCUGCAAUCCGAGCCCCUGUGGCAUUAAUGCUAAGUGUGAGGAGCGUGGAGGAGCUGGCUCCUGUCAGUGUCUGCCAGAGUACUUUGGAAAUCCCUACGAGGGCUGUCGACCUGAGUGUGUCGUCAACUCGGAUUGUCCUUCAAAUAGAGCUUGCCAGCAACAAAAGUGCCACGAUCCAUGUCCAGGCACAUGUGGUCAGAACGCCGAGUGUCAGGUCAUUAAUCACUUGGCUACCUGCAACUGUUUCAAUGGCUACUCAGGAGAUCCCUACAGGUCUUGUCGUAUCAUAGAAAAUGCACCACCUGAACCUGUUUAUGUGAAUCCUUGCCAACCCUCGCCUUGUGGACCCAACUCGCGUUGUCGCGAGGUCAACGAACAAGCAGUCUGUUCCUGUCUAGCAGAGUUCAUAGGUCAGCCACCCGCCUGUCGUCCAGAGUGCACCACCAGCUCUGAGUGCGCUGCUGACAAGGCGUGUGUGAAUCGCAAAUGCGUCGACCCUUGCCCCAAUGUCUGUGGCCAACAGGCCGAGUGUCGCGUCCGUAAUCACAGUCCCAUCUGCACGUGUUUGAGUGGUUUCACUGGUGACGCCUUCACUCGUUGCUAUCGCAUUCCUCCUCCACCUGUUGCACCCAUUGAACGCGAACCUGUCGAUCCUUGUGUACCCUCGCCCUGUGGUGCCAACUCACAAUGUCGCGACAUACGCGGUACUCCCUCGUGCUCAUGCCUGCCGAACUAUCUCGGCACGCCACCCGGCUGUCGUCCCGAGUGUUCCAUCAAUGCAGAGUGCGCCAGCCAUCAAGCCUGCAUCAAUCAAAAGUGUCGCGAUCCUUGUCCAGGCUCCUGUGGUCUCAACACACAUUGCAAUGUGAUUAAUCACACGCCCAUCUGCAGUUGUUUAGUGGGUUAUAUUGGAGAUCCGUUCAUCGUUUGCAAUCCCGAGCCACCGCAAAGAAUUGAAGCACCGCCUGCACCUCAGGAUCCCUGCAAUCCAUCACCAUGUGGAGCCAACACCGUCUGUCGCGACGGCCAAUGCUCGUGUAUAGCCGAGUACCAGGGAGAUCCCUUCAUCGGAUGUCGACCAGAGUGCGUCCUGCAUACAGACUGUGCCCGCAAUCGCGCUUGUGUGCGUCACAAGUGUGUGGAUCCUUGUCCAGGCACAUGUGCCUCCAGCGCUAUUUGUGAGGUGCUUAACCAUAUUCCAAACUGCCGCUGUCCCGAGGGCAUGCAAGGAAACGCUUUUGUUCAAUGUAGUCCAGUGCCACAACUCGACGUCAUACAUAAUCCUUGCCAGCCAUCGCCCUGUGGUCCGAACUCUCAAUGUCGCGUUACCAAUCAACAGGCCAUCUGCUCUUGCAUCACACCUUUUAUUGGCAGCCCACCCUUCUGUCGUCCUGAGUGUACAUCCAACUCGGAGUGCCCCUUGAAUAUGGCCUGCCUCAAUCAGAAGUGCGGUGAUCCUUGCCCUGGUGUGUGUGGUCGCAAUGCGCACUGCCAUGUGACGAACCACAAUCCAUUCUGUCGCUGCCUGGAACGCCAUACGGGCAAUCCCUUCGUCAGCUGUCAGCCAAUCAUCGAACCACUGACACCACCACCUCGCCAGGCUUGCCAACCUUCUCCUUGUGGACCAUACGCUGAAUGCCGUGAGAUCAACGAGACACCCUCUUGCACAUGCCUGCCUAACUACAGUGGCACCCCACCCAACUGUCGACCGGAAUGUGUAACUAGCUCGGAAUGUCCCACGCAUCAAGCCUGCAUUCAGCAGAAGUGUCGAGAUCCAUGUCCUGGACUCUGUGGUCAGUCAGCUCAGUGCCGUGUGCUUUCGCAUACGCCGAGCUGUUACUGCCCCGAGGGAAUGGAAGGUGAUCCCUUCGUACAAUGUGUGGAGAAGAGAGUUAAGCCAUUGGAUCAACUUGAUCCAUGUAAUCCCAGCCCAUGUGGGGUCAAUGCUCGUUGCACAUCACGUCAGGAUGCCGGCUCUUGCCAGUGUCUUCAGGGUUACUUUGGCAAUCCAUACGAGGGUUGUCGACCUGAGUGUGUGCUCGACUCCGAUUGCCCCUCGAAUCGAGCCUGUCAACAGCAAAAGUGUCAGGAUCCUUGUCCCGGCACCUGUGGUGUUAAUGCCAUCUGCAACGUCCUAAAUCAUGUGCCGAGCUGUAGUUGCUUAACCGGGUACAGUGGUGAUCCAUACCGCUCGUGUCAACAGGAACGGGAGCCCGUCAAGGAGUAUGUGAAUCCCUGUCAGCCUUCACCAUGCGGUCCAAACUCACAAUGCAAGGAGAUCAACGGACAAGCUGUAUGCUCAUGUUUACCCGAAUAUGUUGGAGCACCUCCAGUCUGUCGGCCGGAGUGUACUAUCUCUUCAGAGUGCUCGGCAGAUAAAGCCUGUGUGGCUAAGAAGUGUAUUGAUCCCUGCCCAGGCACCUGUGGUGAUCAGGCUCUUUGUCGUGUGGUUAAUCACAGUCCCAUUUGUUCAUGCCGUGCCGGUUUUACGGGCGAUGCCUUUUAUCGCUGCCUGCCCAUUCCCCCGACGCCACCUGCAGUCAUUGUACAAAAGCAUCCGAUAGAUCCUUGUGUGCCCUCGCCUUGUGGUAGCUACGCGGAGUGCCGACCACAGGGUGAGGCGCCUUCAUGUUCUUGCCUCUCCGGUUAUCUGGGCGUGCCACCCAAUUGCCGUCCCGAAUGUCGCAUAAACUCGGAUUGUCCCAGCAGUCAGGCGUGUAUCAAUGAAAAGUGUCGCGAUCCUUGUCCCGGUUCUUGCGGAUUUGGGGCCAUUUGCAAUGUCCUCAAUCACACACCCAGCUGCACUUGUCCAGCGGGUUACACUGGAGAUCCAUUUAGUCACUGUCAACCUGAACCACCACCAAAGACUGUGGAAGCUGAUGAUCCUUGUAACCCAUCGCCUUGUGGCCCCAAUGCUUUGUGCAAUGCUGGCACUUGCACCUGUCUACCCGAGUAUCAGGGUGAUCCUUACAACGGCUGUCGUCCCGAGUGCCUGACCAGCUUGGAUUGUCCCCGGGAUCGUGCUUGCGCGCGUCAUAAGUGCUUCGAUCCUUGCCCAGGCACUUGUGCUCCCAAUGCUAUCUGUAAUGUUAUUAAUCACGUGCCAAUGUGCACAUGUCCCGAAGGAUUCGCCGGCAACGCGUUUGUACAUUGUCAACCUAUACCACCACCCGUUGUGGUACAACCUUGUCAACCCUCACCCUGUGGACCUAAUUCGCAGUGCCGAGAGGCAAAUCAACAAGCUGUGUGCUCCUGUGUGCCUGGUUAUCUGGGCACACCUCCGCUUUGUCGUCCAGAGUGCACUAGUAGCUCGGAAUGUCCUGCCCAGCUGGCCUGUGUGAACCAGAAAUGUAUCGAUCCCUGCCCUGGAACCUGCGGUCGCAGUGCCCAGUGCAGCGUGGUCAAUCACAAUCCCUUCUGCACCUGCCUGCCCCACUACACGGGAAAUCCAUUCGUAGGUUGCCAGCAGAUCAUCGAACCACCACAACUUGAUAAAGUGCCCCAGGAUCCUUGUCGUCCAUCACCGUGUGGUGCCAAUGCCGAGUGCCGCGCCACAGGGGAAACCGCCUCUUGCACUUGUCUGCCGGACUUUGUGGGCUCCCCGCCGUAUUGCAAGCCAGAAUGUGUUGCUAACUCCGAGUGUCCCUCGAACCUAGUGUGCAUCAAACAGAAGUGUCGCGAUCCCUGCCCUGGACUGUGUGCGACCAAUGCCAUUUGUCGCGUUGUCUCCCAUACAGCGAUGUGCGUUUGCAGCCCUGGACUGACUGGCGAUCCCUUCACGCAAUGUCAACCUAUUGAGCGGGAUGUAGAAAUCAUCAAUCCGUGCCAGCCUUCACCUUGUGGAUCAAAUGCCGAGUGCAUUCAAAGGAAUGGAGCUGGAGCCUGUCAAUGUCUGCCAGAAUACUUUGGUAAUCCCUAUGAGGGUUGCCGACCGGAGUGUGUUUUGAACUCGGACUGUCCAUCAAAUCGUGCCUGCCAGCAGCAAAAGUGCCGCGAUCCCUGUCCAGGCAGCUGUGGACAGAAUGCCGAGUGCAAUGUGGUCAACCAUACACCGAUGUGUUCCUGCUUCGUGGGAUAUGUAGGAGAUCCUUAUAGAUACUGUAACCAGCCUGCAGCACCAAUUGUCCACGACUAUGUGAAUCCUUGUUCGCCCUCGCCCUGUGGCUCCAAUGCCCAGUGCCGUGAGGUGCAGGGACAAGGAGUUUGUUCCUGUCUACCCGACUUUAUGGGUGUACCACCCAACUGCCGACCCGAGUGUACUUCCAGCGCUGAGUGCCCCACCGCCCAGGCGUGCAUCAAUCGCAAGUGCGUUGAUCCAUGCCCGGGUGUCUGCGGUCAAGGCGCAAUUUGUCAAGUUCGCAACCACAGUCCCAUUUGCAUGUGUCCCCCAAAUCUGAUCGGUGAUCCCUUCGUGCGCUGCUUGCCCCGACCAACACGUAAGCCACCACCACUAAGGGAUGAGGUUCCCUAUAGAGAUCCCUGCGUACCAUCACCAUGUGGUCUCUAUGCCACCUGUCGCAAUCAACAGGAUCAAGCUAUUUGUGCCUGCCAGCCAAAUUACUAUGGUGCUCCACCGCAUUGUCGCCCCGAGUGUACGAUCAAUGCCGACUGCCCCACCCAUUUGUCUUGUAUCAAUGAGAAAUGUCGCGAUCCCUGCGUCGGCGCAUGUGGUCAGCACACAGAAUGCCGUGUGAUUAACCAUACUCCCAACUGUGUCUGUCUGCAUGGCUUUGUGGGCGAUGCCUUUACGGCCUGCCAGCCUUCACCACCACUACCUGCCUAUGAAGAGCCCCGAGAUCCCUGUAAUCCAAGUCCCUGUGGCAGCAAUGCCCUCUGCUCUGGCCAAGGACAAUGCACAUGCAUUGCCGAGUACCAAGGCGAUCCCUUUGUCGCCUGUCGUCCCGAGUGUGUCCUUAGCUCUGAGUGUCCCCGCAAUCGCGCGUGUAAGCAGCAGAAGUGUGUAGAUCCCUGCCCUGGCACCUGUGGUGCCAGCGCAAUCUGUGAGGUGGUGAACCACAUUGCCAUGUGCCACUGUCCCGCAGGCAUGACGGGCAAUGCUUUCGUUCACUGCAGCACUGUUCAAAUGGAAGUCUAUCAGAAUCCCUGCCAGCCAUCGCCGUGUGGUGCCAAUGCCGAGUGUCGCGAGCGUCAGGGACAAGCCAUCUGCAGCUGUUUGCCCAACUAUUAUGGCGUACCACCCUCCUGUCGUCCUGAGUGUACCACCAACUACGACUGUGCUCCGAGUCGGGCCUGCCAAAACCAACUAUGUGUCGACCCCUGUCCGGGUGUCUGUGGUGCCUAUGCCGAGUGCCGGGCGGUCAGCCACAGUCCCUUCUGUAGUUGUCGCCCAGGGUACACCGGCAACCCAUUCGUGCAGUGUCACAUUAUUAUCGAACCCUUGCGAGACAUUGUGUCCAAGGAUCCCUGUCAACCCACGCCCUGCGGUCCCAACAGCGAAUGCCGUCGCAUUGGGGAUACUUAUUCGUGCUCCUGUCUCGAGAGCUUCUUUGGAACUCCACCCAACUGUCGACCAGAGUGCUUAUCCAACUCUGAUUGUGCCUCAUCGCUGACUUGCAUCAACAAUCACUGCAAGGAUCCCUGUCCUGGUCUCUGCGGCAGCGGUGCUGAGUGCCGUGUGCUAAGCCACAGCGCCAUGUGCUACUGUCAGCCAGGCUACACUGGGGAUCCCUUUGUGCUUUGCUCGCCGACACAGCGGGAUCCACCCGAGGUUAUACAGCCCUGCAAUCCCAAUCCUUGUGGUUCCUUUGCGGAGUGUCGUGAGCAGAACGGGGUUGGCUCUUGCCAGUGCCUGGCUAAUUACUUCGGCAAUCCUUAUGAUGCCUGUCGCCCCGAAUGUGUUCUCGACUCCGACUGUCCCUUUAAUCGGGCCUGUAUCAAUCAGAAGUGCCGCGAUCCCUGCCCCGGCAGCUGUGGCCACAACGCGGAGUGCUAUGUGCGCAAUCAUCUUCCCACCUGCAACUGUCUCGACAACUAUGUGGGUGAUCCCUACAUUUCCUGCAAACGCGAAGACAAACCCAUUCGCGAGUACGUUAACCCUUGCCAACCCUCGCCCUGUGGCCCUAACUCGCAGUGCAAGGAACUCAACGAGCAGGCCGUCUGCUCCUGUCUGGUCGAUUAUGUUGGUCAGCCUCCUGGCUGUCGACCCGAAUGUACACUCUCCUCGGAAUGUAGCUUCGACAAGGCAUGUGUGCAUCACAAGUGCAUCGAUCCUUGUCCUGGCGCUUGUGGCAACAAUGCCCUUUGUCGUGUCACGAAUCAUGCACCUUUCUGCGCCUGCCAAUCGGGCUACACGGGAGAUCCGUUCACGCGUUGUUAUCCCGUGCCACCACCUCCUGUACAGGUGCUCGACGAACCCACUCGCGAUCCCUGCCAGCCCUCACCUUGUGGAGCCAAUGCCCAAUGUCGUCAGUUACAUGAUCAGGCCGUGUGUACCUGCCUCGCCGGUUACUUUGGAACACCACCGAGCUGUCGACCAGAGUGCACCACCAGUGCUGAGUGUCUGCCUAGCCUGGCAUGCAUUAAUCAGCGCUGCGUGAAUCCCUGUCCUGGCUCCUGCGCGUACAAUGCUCUCUGUAGCGUAAGGAAUCAUGUUCCGAGCUGUCAGUGUCCAGUGGGUUAUGUGGGUGAUCCGUUUACCGCCUGCCAGCUAGAGCCACCCCAACCCAAGCCCGUUUUGAAUGAUGAUCCUUGCCAUCCCUCACCCUGUGGACCCAAUGCCCAGUGUCAAAAUGGUCAGUGUACCUGCCUAGCCGAAUAUCAAGGUGAUCCGUAUGUAGGAUGCCGUCCGGAGUGUGUGCUCAAUGCCGACUGUCCGAGAAAUCACGCCUGUGUUCAUCAUAAGUGUGUGGAUCCUUGUCCUGGUACCUGUGCUCCCAAUGCCAUCUGUGAUGUCCUCAACCACAUUGCCAUGUGCCGUUGUCCCACUGGCAUGACAGGCAGCGCCUUUAUCCAGUGUGAAACUCCUCUAGUGCAAUACUCGCCGCCAGUUAACCCUUGUGCUCCUUCGCCUUGUGGUCCCAACAGUCGAUGCCGCGUGUUAAAUGAGAACGCUGUCUGCACGUGCGUGGAGGAUUAUGUGGGCACUCCACCCAACUGUCGUCCAGAAUGCACACGCAACUCGGACUGUCUGCCACAUCUGGCGUGUCAACAGCAGCAUUGCAUCGAUCCCUGCCCGGGCACCUGUGGCUACAAUGCCCUUUGCCAUGUGGUCAACCAUGCUCCAAUCUGCAGCUGUCCACCGCGUCACAUUGGCAAUCCCUUCCUGGGUUGCCAACCAGAACCGCAACACGAUGUUGUCGUCAAGAAGCAACCCUGCCAACCCUCACCUUGUGGUCCUUACGCCGAAUGUCGCGCUGUCGGAGAUCAGUCACAAUGCAGCUGUCUGCCUACCUAUAUAGGAGCACCACCCUACUGUCGGCCGGAGUGUGUGACGAACUCGGAGUGUAGUUUCGACAGGGCCUGUGUGCGACAGAAGUGUGUGGAUCCCUGUCCAGGCACCUGUGGAGCCAAUGCCAUUUGUCAUGUGCUAAGUCACAUGGCAAUGUGUUAUUGUACGCCUGGCUACACGGGCGACCCCUUCAGCAGCUGCCACCAGACACCCAUACAACAGGCGGAACCCUUGCAGCCAUGUCACCCCAAUCCUUGUGGUGCCAAUGCGCUGUGCCGCCAGGAAGGCAACGCCGGUUCCUGUCAAUGUCUGCCUGACAACCAUGGCAACCCCUACGAGGCCUGUCGACCCGAGUGUGUUUCCGACAGCGACUGCGCAUCGGAUAAGUCCUGUCAACAGCUCAAGUGUCGCGAUCCUUGCCCAGGUGUCUGUGGUCUCAAUGCCGCCUGUAGGGUCCUUAACCAUCUACCCACCUGUCAUUGCUUGAAUGGUUUUUCAGGGGAUCCCUAUCGCUAUUGCCAGUUGCCUGAGAAACCUAUAAUUAAGGACUAUGUUAAUCCCUGUCAACCCUCACCCUGCGGCCCCAACUCGCAGUGCAAGGCUCUUAAUGAGCAGGCCAUCUGCUCCUGCUUGUCUGAAUAUGUUGGGGAACCCCCGAAUUGCCGUCCCGAGUGUGUCACGAGUGCGGAAUGUGCCCAUGACAAGUCAUGCAUCAAUCAAAAGUGUCGCGAUCCCUGUCCCGGUGUCUGUGGCUCCAAUGCCGAAUGUCGGGUGCUCCAUCAUGCUCCCAUUUGCAGUUGUCGCCGGGGUUAUCAGGGAGAUGCUUUCUCCCGUUGCUAUCCUGUGUCACCCCCGCCUCCUGCCUUGGACGUUUAUCAGAAUCCUUGUGUUCCUUCGCCUUGUGGACAGUACGCCGAGUGUCGCGAGAAUCAGGGUACGGCUGUAUGCUCCUGUAGGCCAAACUACUUUGGCAGUCCACCCAAUUGCCGCCCCGAAUGUAGUAUCAACGCCGACUGUCCCGCCCACUUGGCCUGCCAACAGCAGCGUUGUCGGGAUCCUUGUCCCGGUGCUUGCGGCUUUAAUGCACUGUGCAUGGUCAUCAAUCACAUACCGACGUGUCAGUGCGCGCCUGGCCUAACUGGCAAUCCGUUUGCAUCCUGUCAAGCCCCAGCACCCGCUCCUCAGCCACCUCUACUGGACACAGAUCCCUGCCAGCGCGUGCAAUGUGGCGCCAAUGCCAUCUGUCGGGAUGGGCAAUGCAGCUGUCUGCCUGGUUAUCAUGGCAAUCCAUCCAUUGGCUGUCGUCCCGAGUGUAUAUUGAGCACGGAGUGUGCUCUUAGCUUGGCCUGCGUGCGUCAAAAGUGCAUUGAUCCCUGUCCUGGCACCUGCGGCUCGAAUGCCAUAUGUGAGGUGCACAACCAUGUAGCCAUGUGUCACUGCCCCUCCGGAAUGACAGGAAAUGCCUUUGCGCAGUGUGUGCCACUUCCGCCACUUCCACCACGUGUGAUUGCUGAUCCCUGUCAGCCCUCGCCCUGUGGUCCCAAUGCCCAGUGUCGCCCGAUCAAUGGACAAGCAGUCUGCUCGUGUCUGCCCAAAUUUGUGGGCGUGCCACCCUCAUGUCGUCCGGAAUGCAUCAGCAAUGCUGAGUGCCCACUUUAUCAGGCCUGUCUACAGCAACAUUGCCGUGAUCCCUGUCCAGGCGCCUGUGGCUUGAAUGCCGAGUGCCAGGUGCUAAAUCACAGCCCAAUAUGUCGCUGCAUUAAUUCAUAUACUGGAAAUCCCUUCGUCGCCUGUCAUCUGCAACCGCCGCCAGUGCCAAUUCAGGAUGUAAUUGAUCCUUGCCAGCCUUCACCUUGUGGCGCCAACUCGGAUUGUCGCAAUGUGGGCAAUAAUGCUCAAUGCAGUUGCCUGCCGGACUUUACAGGAAGCCCACCCAAUUGCCGACCUGAGUGCGUCAGCAGUGCUGAUUGUCCCACCAAUCUUGCCUGUCUGAAUCAAAAGUGCCGCGAUCCCUGUCCAGGAGUCUGUGGCUCAAAUGCUGAGUGUUAUGUGAUCAAUCAUACACCGAUGUGCGUCUGCUCCGGCGGUCAUAGUGGGAACCCCUUCGUCAGCUGCUAUGUGGUCAGAGACGUGCCUGAGACCGUGUCUCCUUGUGUUCCCAGUCCAUGCGGCUCCAAUGCCCUUUGCAGUGAACAGAAUGGAGCUGGAGCCUGUCGCUGUCUACCCGACUUCUUUGGUAAUCCCUACGAGGGAUGUCGUCCCGAGUGUCUCCUCAAUUCAGAUUGUGCCAGCCAUUUAGCGUGUUUCAAUCAACACUGUCGCGAUCCUUGCUCUGGAGCUUGCGGCACAAAUGCUGUGUGCCAUGUCCGUGAUCAUCUGCCUCAAUGUAGUUGCCUCAGUGGUUUCGAGGGUAAUCCCUACAGCUACUGCAGUGUCCUACGCGAACCUCCACGUGAUCCUGUGCCAUUGGAUCCGUGCCAGCCCUCACCUUGUGGACCCAAUUCUCAUUGUCGUCAAGCGAAUCGACAGGCUAUCUGCACUUGCCUACCUGAUUUUAUAGGCUCUCCACCCGCCUGCCGCCCGGAGUGUACCAUCUCAUCGGAGUGUGCUCUGGAUAAGGCGUGCAGCAAUCAUCACUGCGUCGACCCCUGUCCGGGCGUUUGUGACCGUAAUGCCGCGUGUCGCACCAUCAACCACAGUCCACACUGCAGUUGUUUGCCCGGCUUUACGGGUGAUGCCUUCAGUAGUUGUCGCGCAAUUCCUCCCGCCAUCAGCUACGAUUAUCCGAGGGACACUUACCGCGAUCCCUGCGUUCCCUCGCCCUGUGGCGCCUAUGGGCAGUGCCAUGCCCAACGUGGUCAAGCUGUGUGCACCUGCCAGCUGGGCUACUAUGGCGCACCACCCAACUGCCAGCCCGAGUGCGUCAUCAACUCAGAUUGCGCCUCUCAUUUGGCCUGCUUGAAUGAAAAGUGUCGCGAUCCCUGUCCCGGCUCUUGUGGCAUCUCUGCCCAGUGUAGCGUUGUUAAUCACACGCCCGUUUGCAGUUGUCCUGUGGGUUAUCAGGGUAAUCCUUUCGUUAACUGCGCACCGAUACCACCGUCUCGUGAUCCACCCGCACCACAUGAUGCCUGCAAUCCAUCGCCCUGCGGCUCCAAUGCCGUUUGCAACAAUGGACAAUGUACUUGUCUGUCCGAAUUCCAUGGUAAUCCGUAUGUGGGCUGUCGGCCGGAGUGUGUGCUCAACACAGACUGUGCCCGGGACUCAGCAUGUCAGCGCAACAAAUGUAUCGAUCCCUGUCCAGGUGCAUGUGGUGUAGGCGCCAUCUGCGAGGUGCGUCAACAUGUUCCCAUGUGCCACUGUCCACCCGGCACCUCCGGCAAUGCUUUCGUUCAGUGUGCAGUAGUUCAACCUGAUCCUGUCUUGCCCCUCAAUCCCUGUCAACCGUCACCUUGUGGCAGCAAUGCCCAGUGUCGUGUGGCCAAUGAGCAGGCUGUCUGCUCCUGCCUUCCUGGCUACUUUGGCACACCCCCUCAAUGUCGACCCGAGUGUACCAUCAACUCGGACUGUGCCCCACACUUGGCCUGCCUAAAUCAAAACUGCCGCGAUCCCUGUCCAGGCGCCUGCGGACAGCAGGCACUCUGCCAGGUCAUCCGACACACACCCCAUUGUAGCUGCCCCAUCGGAUACUCGGGCAACGCUUUUGCUCUCUGCCAGCGUCUGCCACCGCCUCCACUCAUCCAACACGAGCCUGUUAAUCCUUGCCAGCCGUCGCCCUGCGGUGCUAAUGCUCAGUGCACGCCUUCGUCGGAUAGAAGCCAGGCGCAAUGUAAAUGCUUGGAGAAUUACAUCGGAACGCCGCCCCAAUGUCGACCAGAGUGUCUAACUUCUGCGGAGUGUGCUAAUCAAUUGGCCUGUAUUCAGCAGAAGUGUCGCGAUCCUUGUCCCGGCGUAUGCGGCCAGGCAGCAACCUGUCAGGUGAUCAGCCAUGUGCCCUCGUGUAUUUGCAUUGCGGAUUACAUUGGAGAUCCCUUCACACGUUGCUAUCCGCGUCCAGCUUUAGAACGAGAUCAGCUUAAUCCUUGUGUGCCGAGCCCUUGUGGUGGCAACGCUGUCUGCCGUCAACAGGGAGCAGUCGGUUCCUGCCAAUGCCUUCCCGAGUAUUAUGGCAAUCCCUACGAGGGCUGCCGACCCGAGUGUGUCCUCAACUCUGACUGUUCCAGCCACUUGGCAUGUCUUAAUCAACAUUGUCGCGAUCCUUGUCCGGGCAGCUGUGCCCCCAAUGCCCAGUGUCACGUGGUAAACCAUGUGCCCAUCUGCAGUUGCUAUCCUGGCUUCAAUGGCGAUCCCUAUCGCCACUGUCAGCUGCGCCAGGCGGAACCCGUCCCAGUGGUCUACGUGAAUCCCUGCGAGCCCUCACCUUGCGGUCCCAAUGCUCAAUGUAAGGACCUGCAGGGUCAGGCAAUUUGCAGUUGCCUGCCCGAUUACUUUGGUACUCCCCCCGUCUGUCGACCCGAAUGCACCACCAAUCCCGAGUGUCCCCACGACAAGGCCUGCAUUAACCUCAAGUGUCGCGAUCCCUGUCCAGGCGCCUGUGGCUACAAUGCCAUCUGCCAGCCACUGCAGCACCGAGCCCGUUGCUCCUGCCAGCCCGGUUUUACUGGCGACGCCCUCGUGCGCUGUCAACCUAUACCGGUUCGUCUGCCACAAAGUGAACCCUACCACGAUCCCUGUGUGCCCUCACCUUGUGGAUUGUACGCCCAAUGUCGGGUGGCAAACGAUCAGGCUAUCUGCAGUUGUCUGUCCCAAUAUUAUGGCACACCACCACAUUGCCAACCCGAGUGCACCCUCAACUCCGAUUGUCCAGGUCAUCGUGCCUGCAUCAAUGAGAAGUGCAGAGAUCCAUGUCCAGGAGCUUGUGGUCUUAACGCACAAUGUUAUGUGUUGAACCAUAUUCCCAGCUGCUCGUGUCCUCGGGGUUAUCUCGGUGAUCCAUUCCAUCGUUGUUACCCAGCACCAAUUGCAGUACCUUCCACUCCAAUUGCGGAUGAUCCUUGCCAAUCGUCUCCUUGUGGCACAAAUGCCCAGUGCACAGGUGGAAUCUGCAGUUGCCUGCCACUCUAUCAGGGCGAUCCCUAUAUAGGCUGUCGUCCAGAGUGUGUGCUCAGCACAGAGUGUUCCCGAGACAAAUCAUGUGUGCACAAUCGUUGCAUUGAUCCUUGUCCUGGCACUUGCGGCUACUCCGCCAUUUGUGACGUGCACAAUCAUGUGGCCAUGUGUCAUUGUCCGGCUGGUAUGCAAGGUAAUCCAUUUGUGCUCUGCCAGCCAACACCACAAGUUGUGGCACCACAACCAGCACCACUACAGCCUUGCCAACCUUCACCAUGUGGCAACAACGCUCAUUGUCGCGCUGUGAGAGAUCAGGCGAUCUGCAGUUGCUUGCCCGGCUACUAUGGUAGUCCACCCACCUGCAGACCCGAAUGCACUACUGAUUCGGAGUGUCCGCUUAGCCUGGCAUGCCUCAAUCAACAUUGUCGUGAUCCUUGUCCAGGCGUCUGCGGUCAUCAGGCCGUCUGUCAUGUGGUCAACCAUAGACCGCAGUGUGUCUGUCCCGCCGGCUACACGGGCAGCCCCUACACACAAUGUCAACCCAUUCGGCAAACUCCAAUGCCGACUCCAACCGUAAAUCCUGUACACCACGAGCCCCUUGAUCCGUGUUUGCCCACGCCUUGUGGUCCACACUCUCAGUGCAGCAGUGAGAGGGGCGUGGCUACCUGUCGCUGUGAGCUGGAGCAUGUGGGAGUGCCUCCCUACUGCCGCCCCGAGUGCAUAUCCAAUAGCGACUGUCCCAGCGAUCACGCCUGCAUUAAUCGCAAGUGCCAAGAUCCUUGUCCCGGUCUUUGUGGUUUCAACGCGGUCUGUCGCACCAGCAACCACCAACCGAACUGUGUGUGUGCACCAGGUCUGAUUGGCAAUCCGUUUACCGCCUGCCAACCACCGCCACCAUCCGUUCCAACCCCUACACCUCCACCGAGAGUAACUGCCAUACAGACACCGCAGUUUGAGGAACGCCCGUUAGAUCCUUGCCAGCCAAAUCCUUGUGGUGCCAACGCCAUUUGCAGUCGGCACCAAGGCGUAGGCUCUUGCAGCUGUCUACCAGACUAUUAUGGCAAUCCCUAUGAGGCUUGUCGUCCUGAAUGCAUCCUUAACAGUGACUGUCCCUCGCACAGAGCGUGCGUGCAGCAGAAGUGUCGCGAUCCUUGCCCCGGUGUAUGUGGCCUCAAUGCAGAAUGCCGUGUGGUGGAUCAUUUACCACAUUGCAGCUGUUAUAAGGGCUACACGGGCAACCCCCUAAUCCACUGUGCUCUACUAGCACCAGUCGUGCAGCAAUUUCACCUCAGUCCAUGUGAUCCAUCUCCUUGUGGGGCCAAUUCUCAGUGCCGCGAGAGCAAUGAGCAGGCCAUCUGCUCUUGUAUGCCCGAUUUCUAUGGCAGUCCACCUUAUUGCCGACCUGAGUGCACCCUCAACUCUGAGUGCGUUUUCGACAAGGCCUGUGUACAGCACAGAUGCAUCGAUCCCUGUCCUGGAGCUUGCGGCAUCAAUGCCGAAUGUCGCGUCCAUUACCACAAUCCCAUAUGUUACUGCGGACCCUCGCACACUGGAAACCCCUUCACCCGAUGCUACGAGAAUCCCAGACCUCCCACAAAUGUUCGACCUCCUAUAUACGACACAGCAGCACCACCCUAUCCGGUUGCCAUACCCGGCGUGGCUUACAUUCCCUCUGAGUCGCAACCAAAUCCACCCACAUACCAACCCUCACUAUAUACGACACAUCCUACUCAAACUACACCACAACCAAAACCAGGUGUCAUCAACAUUCCGUCGGUAUCGCGACCAUCGUCACCAAACACGCAACCACCGUACUAUGAACCACAAAACCCCGCACAACAACCACAACCGACACCGGGAGCUAUCAAUAUUCCCUCAGUGCCUCAGCCGGUGCAACCGACAUCAAAGGCACCGGUCUUUAUCUCAUCACCAAAUCCUACGACACCUGCACCACAGCCAGCAGUUAUCAAUAUACCAUCAGCAUCCCAGCCACAUUAUCCGUCACCUCAGCCUGCUUUCUACGAUGUAAACAAUCCCGAAGCACAACAACCUCAGCCACCAGGUGUGGUAAAUAUUCCGUCAAUUCCCCAGCCGUCGUAUCCAACACCACAACCUCCAGUCUAUGAAGUGAAUUAUUCAACAACACAGCCAACACCACAACAGCCUGGAGUUAUAAAUAUUCCGACAGCACCACAGCCGCAGCCUCCUGCACCACAAUCUCCAAUAUUCGUACCGUCGCCAGUAGACACGACUCCUUCACCACAAAUAAGCAUAAUCAAUAUCCCAUCGAUACAACAACAGUCGUAUCCAACACCUCAGGCUCCAAUUUAUGAUGUCAAAUACCCUACACAUCCGACACAAACGCCUGUUCCAGGUGUUAUCAACAUUCCCUCUGAACCACAACCACAGCCGAUACCUCAGCCACCCCGUCCAGCAAUAUACGAUGUUUACUAUCCGCCACCACCACAAAUUCCCGGAGUUAUAAAUAUUCCGUCUCUACCCCGACCGACCUAUCCGACACCACAAUCUCCUGUGUAUGUGGCAACACCACCAGCUCAGUCGGCGUAUCCAUCUCCACAAGAACCGGCUUACGAUGUAAAUUACCCUACAUCACAACCAACACCACAACAACCUGGAGUUAUCAACAUUCCAUCACAUCCACACCCUGUACACCCUACACCACAACCACCGAUAUAUAGUUCAUCUCCUCCAGAAACGACACCUGCACCACGUCCAGGAGUUAUUAAUAUACCAUCAUUACCGCAACCGCCUUACCCAACACCUCAACCUCCGAUUUACGAUGUUAACUACCCAUCACAGCAUCCACCUACAGUGCCACAACCGACGAAUCCGUCUACUCGACCUCCAAUCUACGACGUGAGCUACUCUACCCCACAGCCUACACCAGAAAAACCAGGAGUUAUAAACAUUCCAUCAGCACCACAACCAUCGUAUCCCUCACCACAAUCUCCACUGUACAUUCCAUCCCCAUUGGCCACUUCAAGACCUGCACCGCAACCUGGAAUUAUCAAUAUACCAUCGGUACCGCAACCGCCUUACCCAACACCUCAACCUCCAAUCUACGAUGUGAACUACCCGACGCAACAACCAACUCAUAAUCCAAGUGUUGUGAACAUUCCUUCAUAUCCAGAGCCCGUUCAACCAACUUAUCCGACGAUAUCAACACCAGCACCACAGCCUGGUGUAUACAAUAUUCCUUCGGUACCCCAGCCAACUUAUCCAAUUUCGCACCCUGCAAUCAAUGUGAAUCACCCCACACCACAACACCCUGGUGUAGUAAACAUUCCUUCGGCCCCACAGCCGUCGUAUCCAUACCCUCAAACUCCGACCUAUGAUGUAAAUCCUAAGCCACAACCAAGGCCAGGUGUCAUCAACAUUCCAUCGGUGGGAGAACCAACUCCUACACCGACGCCCCUUCGUCCGGUCUAUGAUGUUGCUACUCAGUUUGAAGUCAAUCCUUGUUUCCCUUCGCCGUGUGGACCAUACUCACAGUGUCACAAUCGCUUUGGAGUCGCGGCCUGUAUAUGUCUGCCCAAUUAUAGUGGAACACCACCAAAUUGUCGUCCAGAAUGCAUUGUGCACUCCGAUUGUCCUGCCCACUUGGCGUGUGUGAAUGAAAAAUGUCGCGAUCCUUGCGAAGGAUCAUGUGCAUACAAUGCCCUUUGCCGCGUACAAAAUCAUGUGCCCAAUUGCUUCUGUGCUCCGGGAGAUACGGGCGAUCCUUUCGUUUUUUGUCAUAGGAAGCCUCAAGUACAACGUGAUCCCACUCCAAAGGAUCUGUGUUAUCCUUCGCCUUGUGGUGCGAAUGCUAUUUGCAACAAUGGUAUCUGCAGUUGUCUUGCUGAAUAUCAUGGUAAUCCCUACGUUGGUUGUCGUCCGGAAUGUGUGCUGAAUACGGAUUGUGCUAAGGAUAAGGCUUGUAGAAGUCAAAAGUGCGAGGAUCCCUGCCCAGGAACCUGUGGACUGAACGCGCUUUGUCAUGUCUACAAUCACAUUCCGAGCUGCUCGUGUCCAACUCAAAUGCAAGGAGAUGCCUUUGUUCGCUGUGAUCCUAUUCCGAUUACCAAACCCAUACCUGAAUCACCGAUCAUAAGAACGACGACAACAAGUGCACCCACUGUACCCACAACACUCCCCGCUGUUAUACCACAACGCAAGCCCAUUAAUCCCUGCCAGCCAUCGCCUUGCGGUCCAAAUGCCCAAUGCCGAGCGCACCAGGAGCAAGCCAUUUGCUACUGUCUGCCUGGCUAUCUGGGCACGCCUCCCUCCUGUCGUCCGGAGUGCAGCAGCAACUCGGAUUGCCCCCUUGACAAAUACUGCCUGAAUCUCAGAUGUCGCGAUCCCUGUCCAGGUGCAUGUGGCUUACGCGCUUCAUGUCACGUCCAAAACCACAGUCCCAUCUGCUUGUGUCCUUCAUUCUUGACGGGAAACCCACUGUUAGCCUGUCAAGCUAUAGUUGUACCAACACCAGCCAGAGAUCCCAUCGAAGUGAAUCCUUGUCAGCCCUCACCCUGUGGUCCCCACUCAGAGUGUGAGCCAACCGCACAGGGUGCCCGCUGCUCGUGUCUCAGAGACUUCAUAGGCACACCACCGCACUGUCGACCCGAGUGUGUGAGCUCCGCCGACUGUGCUAGCGACAAAGCCUGUCUGAACCGCAAAUGUGUGGACCCUUGUCCCGGAAGUUGUGGUCAGCAGGCGCUCUGUCGCGUCGUGGCGCACAGUCCGCUCUGUUAUUGCCCGGUGGGUUUAGUGGGUGAUGCCCUUGGUGCAUGCGUUGCACCCAGACCACCACCAGUUUUGCCAUGUCAGCCCAACCCAUGUGGGGUAAAUGCGAUUUGCUUGCCCCACCGUGAGUUGAGCGUCUGUCAAUGCCUGCCGGACUACUAUGGCAAUCCCUAUGAGAUCUGUCGACCCGAAUGCACCCUUAACUCGGACUGCAGCAGCGAUCGUGCCUGCGUGCGAGAGAAGUGCCAAGAUCCUUGUCCUGGUGUCUGUGGCAUCAAUGCCCUUUGUCAGGUUAUCAAUCACAGUCCCAUAUGUGAAUGCCUGCCCCAACAUGUGGGCAAUCCCUAUCACAGCUGCCACGUGUUGCAGCAAGAACCUACGCCUCCUGUUUAUGUGAAUCCCUGCGAACCGACGCCCUGUGGCGCCAACUCUCAGUGUCGCGAAUCCCAGGGACAGGCCAUUUGUAGCUGUCUGCCGGAGUUUAUAGGCACCCCACCCGCCUGUCGUCCCGAGUGCGUGAUCAGCGCCGAAUGUCCUGCGGAUAAGGCCUGCAUCAAGCAGAAGUGUCAAGAUCCCUGUCCAGGAGCUUGUGGCAUCAAUGCCCAGUGUCAUGUGCGCAAUCAUAGUCCGCUCUGUUCUUGUCAGCCUGCCACUACAGGAGAUGCCUUUAUACGUUGUUUGCCACUGCCACCGCCUACACCACCGCAAGAACCAGCCGUCCCCACCUUGCCAUGUGUGCCCUCACCAUGUGGACCAAACUCCCACUGUCGAGAGGUCAAUGGUGGUGCCAGCUGUAGCUGCCUGCCAAACUAUAUUGGCGCCGCACCCAACUGUCGACCCGAAUGCACCAUCAAUGCAGAGUGUGCCAGCAAUUUGGCCUGUAUCAAUGAGAAGUGUCGGGAUCCCUGUCCUGGCUCUUGCGGCUUUGCAGCUCAGUGUAAUGUCGUCCAUCAUACGCCUAGUUGUUCGUGUCCUGCCGGAUAUACGGGUGAUCCGUUCACCAGCUGUCGUCGCUUGCCACCGACACCGACACCACCGCCAGCACCACCGACAGCCGAUGAUCCAUGUAAUCCCUCGCCUUGUGGCGUCAAUGCGCAGUGCCGCAAUGGUCAGUGCUCCUGCCUGGCCGAAUAUCAAGGCGAUCCCUACGUCGGCUGUCGCCCCGAGUGUGUACUGAACUCCGAGUGUCCCAGAAAUCGUGCCUGUAUACGCAACAAGUGUGUGGAUCCCUGUCCAGGCACUUGUGCCCAGAAUGCACUCUGCGAUGCCAUCAAUCACAUUGCCAUGUGCCGUUGUCCAGAGCGGAUGACAGGCAACGCCUUCGUUUCUUGCACCCCAGUGCGUGAUGUAGUGCCCAUCAAUCCCUGCCAGCCAUCGCCAUGUGGCGCUAACUCGCAGUGCAUAGAACGCAAUGGAAAUGCCGUAUGUACUUGCGUCACAGGAUACCUCGGACAGCCGCCCAACUGUCGCCUGGAGUGCUAUUCCAGCUCAGACUGUUCCCAGUUGCACACGUGCAUCAACAACAAGUGUGUGGAUCCCUGUCCAGGACAGUGUGGACUCAAUGCCAUCUGUCAAGCAGUGCAGCAUCGUUCCCACUGCGAAUGCAUCGCUGGCUAUACUGGCAAUGCCUUCCGCUCAUGUAAUCGCAUUGUGAUUGACAGCAGACCGGAAGCAGCACGCGAUCCCUGCUAUCCAUCGCCUUGUGGAGCCAACUCCCAGUGCACCAAUGAUCAGGGCAAGGCCCGUUGCACUUGCUUGGCCGAGUUCCAGGGCACGCCACCCAACUGCCGACCCGAGUGCUCGAACAACGAUGAUUGCGCCAAUAAUCUGGCCUGCAUAGGUCAAAAGUGUCGCGAUCCUUGUCCAGGAAGCUGUGGCCAAAAUGCCCAGUGUCAGGUGACCCUACACACCCCCAACUGUCAUUGUCCAGCCGGUAUGACAGGCGAUCCCUUCCGUCUCUGUCAGCCAGUGCCCCCAACUUUGCCCACACCAAUUCCAGAACCAAAGAAUCCUUGCCAGCCAUCGCCGUGUGGCAGCAACACUGAGUGUCGCCUGCGGGGCCAGAGCUAUGUCUGCGAGUGUAUUCAGGAAUACAUUGGCAAUCCCUACGAGGGUUGCCGUCCUGAGUGCGUUGGCAACUCUGACUGUCCGGCUAAUCGGGCUUGCAUACGCAACAAGUGCGCGGAUCCUUGUCCAGGAACCUGCGGUCUGGAGGCCUACUGUAAUGUCAACAAUCACAUACCUAUCUGCUCAUGCCCAACGGGCUACACGGGUAAUGCAUUUGUCCAGUUCCGUGUGGCGACACCACCGCCACCAACGGAUCCUUGCUAUCCCUCACCAUGUGGCCUCAACUCCGUGUGCCGUGUGCAGCGCGAUCAGGCUGUUUGCGAGUGCUUGCCCGGCUUCUUUGGCAAUCCGUUGGCCCAGGGCUGCCGUCCUGAGUGUACCCUAAGCUCUGACUGUGCAAAGGAUCGCGCCUGUAUGCAUUCCAAGUGCGUGGAUGCCUGUGCUGGCGUCUGCGGAUAUGGCGCCAUCUGUCAGACGAUCAACCACAGUCCCAUAUGUAGUUGUCCCGACAAGAUGAUUGGAAAUCCGUUUGUGCAAUGUGAAUCGCCACGUGAUGUGGAGGUCAUUGAUCCCUGCCAGCCAUCACCCUGUCGCAGCAAUGGCAUUUGCCGUGUUCACAAUGGAGCCGCCACUUGCAGCUAUCCGGAGUGUGUAACUAAUGAAGAUUGCUCCCGAGAUCGCGCCUGCAUCACCCAGAAAUGCGCUGAUCCUUGCCAGAAUGCCUGCGGUCUCAAUGCCAUUUGCCGUGUUAUCAAUCACAAGGCCGUCUGUAGCUGUCCACCGGAGUUCUAUGGUUCUCCGUUUGCUCAGUGCAUUCGGCAGGUGGCCCAGUUGGAUCCCCCUAAGCCAGAAUGCACAAGCGAUUCCGAAUGCAGCAAUGACAAGGCGUGCGUCAAUCAAAUCUGCCGCAAUCCUUGCGAGCAGUCCAAUCUGUGUGCUCAGCAAGCACGUUGCCACGUCCAGCUUCAUCGCCCGCUCUGCGUUUGCAAUGAGGGUUACACUGGCAAUGCACUCCAGCAUUGCUACCUGCUCGGAUGUCGCUCGGAUGGCGAGUGUGCUCCCACAGAGGCCUGCAUCAAUGAACAGUGUGUUGAUCCUUGCGGUUUCACGCAAUGUGGUGCUGGCGCCAUCUGUCGCGCCGACUUCAAUCAUCGCGCCCGCUGUCACUGCCCCGACGGAUAUCGAGGUAAUCCUCUCGUGCGUUGCGAACGUCCUGAAUGUCGCAGCGACAACGAGUGUGCCUUCCAUCUUGCCUGCCGUAACGAACGCUGUGAAGAUCCUUGCAACUGCGGCAUUGGUGCUCAGUGUCGUGUCGACAAUCAUCACGCCCAGUGCCGUUGUCCCGCUGGCUAUAGCGGUAAUCCCGCCGUGCGUUGCGAUUUGUUGCCCGUUCAGCCCGAGGGAUGUACCAUGGAUGCCGAGUGUCCCAGCAAAUUGGCCUGCUUCAACGGCGAGUGCAAGAAUCCUUGUGAUGUCACGCAUCCUUGCGGUGCCAACGCCAUCUGCGAAGUCGUCGAUACUCUGCCACUGCGCACCAUGAUCUGUCGCUGCGAGUCUGGCUAUGUGGGUGAUGCUGACAUUGGAUGUCGCAAAGAACCCGCAAAAGACCAGGGUUGUCUAUCGCAUGAUCAGUGCCAGGAUAUGGAAGCUUGCCGCGGUGGCAACUGCGUCAAUCCUUGCCUGGAUGCAUCACCUUGUGCACGCACAGCUCAGUGCCUGGCACAACGACAUCGUGCCAUUUGCAGCUGUCCACAAGGUACUCAAGGAGAUCCCUUCACCAACUGUUAUCAGCCAACACAAAUCACAGCUGGCUGCAAACACGACUCGGAGUGUACGCCCACAAUGGCGUGCAUCAAUCAGCGUUGCCAGAAUCCUUGUGCCGAGGCCAAUCCUUGUGCUGGCAAUGCUGAGUGUCGUGUACAAAACUUCCGACCCAUUUGCUACUGUCCCGCUGGCUGGGGUGGUGAUCCACAAGUUCAGUGCUUCAAACCUGAGUGUAAGAUCAAUGCAGAUUGUCCUUACGACAAGGCCUGUUUGAAUGAGAACUGUGUGAAUCCUUGUACCCAUGGCCAGGUGCGCUGCGGUAACGGCGCCGAGUGCCUGCCACAGAACCACCAAGCUGUUUGCAAGUGUCCUGCCGGCACGCAGGGAAGUCCCUUCAUUGCCUGCAUCACAGGACACUGUCAAUACAACGAGGAUUGUGCGGAUCACGAAGCCUGCGAUCGUUUGAAUCGCGUCUGUCGACCAGUUUGUGAGCAGGAUACUUGUGGCGUGAAUGCAGUUUGUCAGGGACGUCGCCAUCAGCCACAGUGUGAGUGCCGUACUGGCUUCCAGGGAAAUCCCUUCGUCGUCUGCGAACUGCCCAAGAAAGAUCCACAGCCGGAGUGCACCCAAGAUGCGGAUUGUCCAUCGAAAUUGGCCUGCAUCAAUCAACGUUGUGCGGAUCCUUGUGCCACACCCCACGUCUGCAGUCCCCAGCAGAGCUGUGCCGUCCUAGACACUCUUCCACUGCGUACCAUGAUCUGCAAGUGUCCCAGCGAUACUGUCUCCGACAAUUCUGGCAAUUGUGUGCCCAUCAAGACUGUCAUUGUACCCAGCGGCUGUCAGCAUAGUGCCGAGUGUGCCAGUUCCGAGGUGUGCCUCCAUGGCAGCUGUCUGGAUGCAUGUCGCCUGGAACGCUGCGGCGUCAAUGCCCAGUGCAGUGCAAGGGAUCAUUAUGCCCAAUGCAGUUGUCCAUCUGGCUACCAGGGUAAUCCACGCAUCGAAUGUUACACCACGGAUGUAGGCCGUCCCAGGAAUCCGGAGGCUGAGUGCACACGCACUGAUGACUGUCCUCGGGACAAGAACUGUUUGAAUGAACGUUGCGUGAAUCCUUGUGUAGCCGAUGCCUGCGGCCUUGGCGCUUAUUGUCAUGCCCAGGAUCGUGCUGCGGUCUGCCGCUGCCCACCAGGCUACACAGGAGAUCCCCGUGUACGCUGCCUACCACCUUCGGAUGUGAUUACUGUGGGUUGCAAGUCCAGCUCGGACUGUCCCGCCACAGAGGCGUGCAUCAAUGCGCAGUGUAUAAAUCCUUGCAAUUGUGGACCCCACGCCGAGUGCAUUGUUAAGAAUCAUCAUCCCAUCUGCUAUUGCAAGCCAGGAUACUCGGGUAAUGCCCAGUUUGGAUGUGCCCCCAUUGGCUGCCAGUCGGACGAUGAAUGCGCCGGUGAUAAACAGUGCGUGAAUCGUGAAUGCCUCAAUCCGUGCCUUGUCUCGGAUCCUUGCGCUUUGAAUGCCGAGUGUUAUGGAAGGAAUCAUCGCGCCAGUUGCCGUUGUCCAGCCGGACUCGAGGGUGAUCCAUUUGUGAGGUGUCUGCGUCUUGAGUGUCACUCGGAUCACGACUGUGCAACGAAUUUAGCCUGUGUGGCGAAUCAAUGUGUGAAUCCUUGUGCUCAGAGUCCUUGCGCUCAGAAUGCCAUCUGCCAAGCGUUGCAACAUCGCGCCGUCUGCCGUUGUCCCGAUCAACUGCCGCUGGGUAACCCUCAUGCCUACUGCCAGCCGCGUCCUGUGGAGCCAGUGUGCCGCGAUGAUGGUGAUUGUCCAAGUGGCUUGGCCUGUAUCGACGCCAAGUGCCAGAACCCUUGCACGGAACUCUCCCCCUGCGCACGUAGCGCCCAUUGCAGCGUCCUUGACAGCGUUCCAGUUCGCACCAUGGUCUGCGAGUGUCCUGAGUCUCAGGUGCCGGAUGCCAGCGGCGAAUGCCGUGCAGUGGUGUUGCAGAGUCCUCCCGGAUGUGAGAGUGAUCUGGAUUGUGGAGAUCAGGAGGCGUGUGUGCAUCGCCAAUGUCGCAAUCCUUGCAAUUGUGGCACCAAUGCCAUCUGCCAGGUGCAACAACAUCGCGCUGUAUGCAGCUGCCAGGAUGGCUUCGAGGGCAAUCCAUAUGCCGCCUGUCGUUCCAUUGGAUGCCGCGUGGAUGGUGAAUGCGAUUCAGGAAAGGCCUGCAUCAAUGGCAACUGCAUUAAUCCCUGCCUGCUCAACGAUCCGUGCGGUCCCAACGCCGAGUGCUAUGUCCAAUCGAGUCGCACCCAAUGCCGCUGCCUCAGCGGCUAUCGUGGUAAUCCCUACGAGCGUUGUCGCGUCAUCGGUUGCAGCAGCAACAGCGACUGUCCCACGGACAAGACCUGCCAGAACGAGCAGUGCGUCAAUCCCUGUGUGUAUCACAACAUCUGCGCACCACGUGCCGAGUGUCGUCCACAGAAUCACAUGGCUGUGUGCCGCUGUCCUGCGGACUUUGUGGGUAAUCCCUACGUGGACUGUCGCAUGACACCGCAACCCGUGUGCAAACUGGACACGGAUUGUCCGUCGCGCUUGGCCUGCAUCAAUGAACAAUGCGUCAAUCCCUGUUUGGCUUUGGAACCCUGUCAACAGCCUGCCCAGUGUCAGGUGACGCCCACAGUUCCAGUGCGUACCAUGAUCUGCAUCUGCCACGGUUACAUCAGCAGCGGCAGCGGCAGCUGCAAGCCGACCACGAGUGUUGUCAAAGUCGGUUGCAUCUCGGACAGCGACUGUUCUGCGGACAAGUCCUGUGUGAAUGGCAUUUGCCGAGAUCCCUGCAAUUGUGGCUUGAAUGCGGAAUGUCGCAUCAAGGACCAUAAGCCCGUAUGCACUUGUCGCCAGGGCUACGAAGGCAAUCCCGAAUUCGAGUGCGCCAAGAUCGAGUGCAGCAUCAAUUCCGAGUGUCCAGCAACGCAUGCCUGCCGCAAUCAACUCUGUGUGCCCGCCUGCCAGGGCGAGCAAUGCGGUCCCAAUGCUGAGUGCCUGGCCAUCAAUCAUCGUGCGGUUUGCGAAUGUGCUCCUGGACAUGGAGGUAAUGCCAGACUCGGCUGUACACCCAUUGGCUGUCGCACCGACGACGAGUGUCCCACGGACAAUGCCUGUGUCAAUGGCAAAUGCGCCAAUCCCUGCGAGACUACGGCAAUCUGCGCCAGCGACGAACGCUGUAAGGUCUAUCAACAUAAGCCACAAUGUGCCUGCUCACCUGGCACUGUACCCGGACGCAAUGGCUGCGAACCGGAAGGUGUGGUGCCCAUCUGCAUCAGCGAUAAUGAUUGUCCUACACAAAAAGCUUGUCUCCAUGGCGAAUGCAUCAAUCCCUGCAAUGCAACCCAGCCUUGUGGCGUAAACGCCGAAUGCCGUGUGCUGGACACACUUCCAGUGCGCACCAUGAUCUGUGAGUGCCUUGAGGGCUACACCGGCAAUGCGGCCGUACAGUGCGAUAAGCGAUCCCUCUGCGUCAUCGAGAAGGGCUUCGUUCGCGACGUGGAUGGACAGUGCGUCUGUCCACCGGGUAGCGCCCUCGACAUCUACGAAUAUUGCACUCCAUGCUUGGUAGAGCAAGGCUAUCGUAUUGAUGAGAGUGGUCAUUGUGUGUGCGCCCUGGAACGCGGCAUGGUAAUUGAUGAACGUGGUCGCUGCACUUGCCCCAUCGAGCUGGGUUAUCGACUCACCCCACAAGGCGAGUGUCAGCCCGACGAACCACCAGAGUGUACAACGAACGAACAGUGUGCGGACAAUCGCUUCUGCAAUCCGGAAACCAAGACCUGCAUGGAUCCCUGCCUGACCAAAGUUUGUGGCGUGAAUGCCUUCUGCAAUGCCGUGAAUCAUCGCGCUCAGUGCCAAUGCAUCACAGGAUACACGGGCAACCCUGAACUGCAUUGCAAUCAUACCAACUUCCGCACGGACUUCCCACGUCCCGACAUGGUUGUCAGUUGCUUGGCCGAUGGUGUCCAAGUGGAGAUUCACAUCACGGAGCCCGGCUUCAAUGGCGUUCUCUAUGUGAAGGGACACAGCAAGGAUGAGGAAUGCCGUCGCGUUGUCAAUUUGGCCGGAGAGACGGUGCCACGCACUGAAAUCUUCCGCGUUCAUUUCGGCAGCUGUGGCAUGCAAGCCGUUAAGGAUGUGGCCAGCUUUGUCCUGGUCAUACAGAAGCAUCCCAAGCUGGUCACCUACAAAGCUCAAGCCUACAACAUCAAGUGCGUCUAUCAAACGGGAGAAAAGAAUGUCACCCUGGGCUUCAAUGUCUCCAUGCUGACUACGGCUGGAACUAUUGCCAACACUGGACCUCCGCCAAUCUGCCAGAUGAGGAUCAUCACCAAUGACGGCGAGGAGAUUAACUCUGCUGAAAUUGGCGACAAUCUCAGACUCCAAGUGGAUAUCGAACCAGCCACUAUCUAUGGUGGCUUUGCACGUUCCUGCAUCGCCAAGACCAUGGAGGAUAAUGUUGAGAACGAGUAUAUGGUCACGGAUGAGAACGGCUGUGCCAACGACACCAGCAUCUUCGGCAACUGGGAAUACAAUCCCGAUACGAACAGUCUGCUGGCCAGCUUCAAUGCCUUCAAAUUCCCCUCCAGCGACAACAUACGCUUCCAGUGCAACAUACGCGUUUGCUUUGGCAAAUGUCAGCCCGUCAAUUGCGGUGGCUACAACGCCUUUGGACGACGUCGUCGUUCCAUUGCAGAUAGCCCCAGCGAUACGACGGCCAUUGCAACGAACACUGGAGUGGAGGGUCAACUGCGCGAGGAGAUUACCAUCUCCUCCAAUGCCAUUUUGACAUUCGAGAAGCGCAGCGGUCCCGGUCUCAAUAAUGACAACAUCAAACCGGCUGCUCAGCGCGUUGAGGAUAUUUGCGUCUCCAUGGUGGGUUUGAUUAUAGCCUUGGUCAUAACGGCGCUGUUGGCCCUUGUCGCCGUCGCCGUUGCGGUCUCCUGCUGGCUAAUGGCCUACAGAAGACGUCCCAAGACCUUGGCACCACUGCCCCACCCACCAGAGUUCCCCAACCCACUGUUUGCCAAUCCGGACGCUGCUCCUGAACCAACGCCCGAUUAUAUAUCCUAAACACGUAAAGUAACCACAAGAAACAACAACAACAACAAAAACCUAGCUAUAAUUUUAGACAUAAAAAAAAGAUGCAAAAUAACGAAAAAUACAAUAUAGAAUGAUAUUUGAGAAGCUCGUGCAAAAAGUCAGAAGAAAACGAAAUUAAAUUUCGCGCAAAUGAAAUGCAAUCAAAAGAAAAGCAAGCAAAGAAAAAGCAAAAGUACAGUUGUGAGCCGAAACUGUAGUCGCGUAUGUAGGGAGUUUAUGAAACCCCACACGCUGAGAAACGCAAUGAAAGAAAGAAGAAUUGUAAAAAGAUAAAACGAACUAAGUGAAAAUAAUGCACACAAACAUUAUUAAUUUAAUAACGUUAAGAAAAUAAUUUUAUUAUUAUACAUACAUAUUAUUGUAUUAACUUUUUAGUAUUCCUUUUCCUUACUAAUAUGAGAAUUUUGCGUAGACCCACAAAAUGAAAUACUAAGGAAACUGCCAAUAGAGAUGAGACAGAAUAAAAGAGUAGAAAGAAUAAAAGAGCAGACCCAGCUACAAAGGAAUUCUCGUUCUCUAACGACAACUUCUUCAUUAGUCGAUUUAUGAUUACAUAAUGAUAUUUUGUUAUAUACAUAUAUAACUAUAAAGACUUCCUAUAAUUGUUUAGGGUGUGGGUAGUAGCAACAACAACAACAAAAACACUUUGUAUUAUAGCACACACACAAUACACACACGUACACACUACUACACUUCCUAUACACAUAUAAUUUAGGAUCUGAGCUCGCCUUUUCCAAUUGAAAACUGCCUUAAUUUUCUACACACACAAAAAAAACACGAAACGAACAAUGCACUCCGAAAA
Messenger RNA from Drosophila innubila, 56952 nucleotides. RefSeq lists its product as uncharacterized. The record is from RefSeq and is a predicted model, not a curated record. Gene Ontology annotation, molecular function: zinc ion binding; calcium ion binding. Gene Ontology annotation, cellular component: nucleus. Lineage: Eukaryota; Metazoa; Arthropoda; Insecta; Diptera; Drosophilidae.